Messenger RNA from Xyrichtys novacula (pearly razorfish), 52190 nucleotides. Lineage: Eukaryota; Metazoa; Chordata; Actinopteri; Labriformes; Labridae. The record is from the annotation of a GenBank genome assembly.
GGAAGUGUUUUGUCUGGCUCCCUCUGGCUGGAAGCUGAAGAGAGCAGCUCCAACUCCUGUAACAUCUCCUGUUUAUUGGAUAGAGGUAAAAUAAUGCUUUUCUUUAUCAAUGAAUAUGUUUGAUGUUGUCUUUGAGUAGGCUGACAGUAAUUUCAUGUUAUACUUUCUUCCGUGUGUGUCUUUGACUGAAUUGCUUCAUUGUUUACAUCCGACCGGCUGCUCUGUUGCUCAUGAACACGUGGACUGUCAGGGAGAGACACAUGCUAACCAGGAGCUGCUGCCUUGUGAAAGUAACUUGCUAUAAUCACAGCUGAGUGACUAUAUCUUAUGUCUAUCUGUAUUUUGGGAACAGUUAAGCUGUAGUAUCGUGAUAUCAGCCAAAUUCAGAGCAAACAUGUGCCUCAUCCUCCAUGCUAGCUCGUUAGCAUUAAGCUAGGUACAACUUAAAUCAGCAAUGGUGUGUGCAAACUAACUCCCAGAUCUCUGCUGAUUGCUUACAUAAUGAUAAACACCUUCAGACUUUUAGAGUCAGUGAAUCCAUUUUUACCUCGCAUUCUCUCAAUGCAAAUAAUAUGAUCACAUAUAUGUGUUUGUUUAUAGCCACAAAUCCAUUCACCAACACAUAUCCUCAGCUGACACAUUUUUCAUUCACUUCCGUUAAGGUCGGAACUACUGGGAAAAUCAAUCAUGUUCAGCUCCCUCAUUAAGAUUGUUGAGACAGAUUUUAAAACUCAUUAAAAAAGAUUUUGAUUAUCUGCAAAACAUUCAAGCUUUAUACUUGGUUGAAAAUAGGGCUGGACGAUAUGGGAAAAAAGUUUAUCACAAUAUUUAUUUUCAUAUCAGUUGAUAUCAGUUUGUAUCACGAUAUAAAAAAAUCACUUGUCAAUCUCAAAUGUUCCGUUACUCUUGAAUGAGAUUUAACACAUACUCGACAUAAUUUGCAGUGCAUAAUACUCUCACCGACCUCAAAAACCAAAAUACCUCCACACCACCAAUGUUUUCAUGCCAGUGUUGUCACCAAUGUCGUCAUCCGUUGAGCCUUCAUCUGCAUUUCUGCCGGGGGUAGCAGUCAUUAUUUUUUUUCUUACCGACAGUGCUGCCGGCUUCACAUGUUAAAGUGCUAUGGUGCAGCCUGCUAUUACGCAGUUUUUUUGCUACUUCGUUCUAAUUCAGCACAUGAUUGGUUCAGCGUGGCGCGACCUGGAGCAACUCCCCUUUCAUUGGCUAUUUGUAUAGUCAAACAAAACAUGACAGAAUGCCGACCAUUGAAAAGGAUAUUGACCGUGUUUUAUUUUGAUAUUGAGGGAAAUUGAUUUUUGAUAUAUAUCAUUAUGGUUUUACUGCCCAUCCCUAGAAGAAAAUAGCUCGUAAAAACAGCACACCAGUUGUUGAAUGUAAAAUGUUUUAUUGUUCUUUAAAAGAGAAUAUGCUUAUUGCUAAUUUGAUGCCUGCAGUGCAUUUCAAAAUGCAGAGAUUUUCUACUUUUCACUUUUCUACUAACAAAUUAGGUUAGUUUGUCACAGGUCAGUAACCUGACUGAAUAUCAGAAGGACUUUUCAGAAAGGUUGAGUCUCUAAAGUAAGGGUGGGAAGUGGUUUACCAAUAUGUGAGAAACAGCAUGAGAAAAUGGUCAAACAACCCCACUGUUAGUUUCCUCAUUGUCAAUUUACAAAAAAUGUGGGGAUGUUAUGGUCUUCCGUAUGUAGCAUAAUUAAAAGAUUCAGGAAAUCUGGAAAAAUCUCUACAAAAAAGAACAAGGCCAGUAUGGGAUGGCUACGUCCUUCGGGCCUCAGGCAACACUCAAGUGAAGUCCAAGAUGUCUCUGUAGUGGAAAUCACCACCUGCUCCCAAAAAUCUUUGUCUUUGAACACAGUUUGUUGCUUCAUCUACAAAUGCAGGUAAAAACUGUACCAUGAAACACAUACAUUUUUUUUUUACUCAGGUUAGUUUAGUCUUACCAUGUCCUCUGUCUGAGCUGUAAAUAUUUAUUGUUAUUUAAGACUGCUAAUAAUUGUAUGAAAGGUGAUUUUAUGCUUCAUGUAAUGCAGAUGAUCAGUCACUGUUGACCAAAUGGAGUCAAAUGAUGAAGUGAAGUUUAGUGCCAAUGUGACAGGAAAGGGCAGAAUUUUUCUGUUCACAGAGCCCUGUCAUCACUGACUUGAUGUAUCAGGAUGAAGUCUGGGCCUUUCCCUGCCACAUUUGUCUUCAUAGUAUUAUAGCUCCAAUACAUUUCGAAUGUCCAAGUCAGUCAAACAGUGAAAACCUACUCGAUUUGAUUUAUCUGCUCUUCCAUUUUAGCAUUUUUGCAGCUCGAGUGAAAAUUAGCAUGUUGUUCAGCAGUGUUGGUUGAUAAUACUGGUGGCAGAAAGAUGUAGAGCUGAGCUGCAGCAGCAAGUGACAAAAGAAGAAUAUCAGCAAUAGUUACUUGCCUUUUUCAAACUUUACACUGAACUCAGCUAUACCUGCGAUCUCUUUUAAAGUAGCCAUAACAUUCCCAGUAAGCCAUGAGAUGGAGAUUAGCACGGUACCAGGACCCUGAAAAUCACGAGACAACUCCAGUUCAAUGAUUUCACUUUUUUAUGUUGUACUUUUUCUGUUCCUAAAAUAUUCUCUGUAAAAAAGCCUCUCACAGUCAUUAAGUCGUGAGUUGUCUCCUCCUUACCAAAUGCAACAAAGCUAACGGGAGAGUCUGGAAAUGUCAAUCAAACCCAGUCCAUAUAAACCCGUACAGUCCUGAGCAGAGCUUUGAUUGGGCGGAUUAAGUGAACACACCUGUGCUGCUGGACCAUGUCUGUGCUGGGGCUUUAAGCACUCCUACAUCCACCAGUGUAAAACACAGCCAGUCAUUUGUCAGCUCCAGGUCUCUGUGCACGGCUAAACUUCAAAACUGUCGCUCUCCCCCACCAGCCAGCAAGACUCUUCUUUCUGUCCCUUUUAAUCCCCGGUGGCCGGCUUGUGACCGUGUAGCGUGGCGUUUCUGCAGUGUGUGCGGUCUGGGAGCCAAUCAUCUUCAGCCAUCAUGGCACAGACACGCAGGACUGGACAGAGCAAUGGGCCAGUGCCCCUUCUUUGUCCAGUGUGUGUGCAUUUGUAUGUUUGUGUGAAAGAGAGAGUUAGAAAGACAGAUUUUGAAAAAUUGCAACAAGCUUUCUUUUGAGGAUGAUUUCUACUUCAAAACACUUACAGCGGACCCUCCAGACAGUUAAUAUAUGUUGACAUAACCACUUAACAGGUUGUAAACGCAGUUUAAAGGUUUUGACAAGCAGGAUACAGAGAAGAAAUUUGGGUACAGAGGAUCCAGACUCCCCCUUAACUUUGUUAUAAGCUCUCAUGGAUUCAAGAACAAGAGUCAGCUCUUUACACUUCCUCUUAUUGAUACCCCCUGUGUUCACUUAGGGGUCGCUUUCAUAGAUAAGAGUAGGAAUAAAGUUUUUACUGAAUUGACCUUUUUGGUAUUUUUGAUUGGAAGUGGUGUGAGGCUUCAGUCAAAUCAAAAAGGAUCAUUGUUUUCUGUCUCAGUAUCUUGAAAUGUGAUUAGAAGUCUCGAUUAAUUGGCAAAUACAAAGUUAAAUUUAUUCACAGAACGUAGCAGAAGUGUUCAUAAUUUCCUCUAAAAGCCCAAGAUUACAACUUGAACUAAAGCCACUUCAGACUUCCUGCCUCUGGCGUGCUUUUAUCAGUUUUUGAUUGUGAUUUUUAAUGCAUAAUGAUAAGAAUAUUCAGGUCAUUGUCCUGACUAAUUUCUUGUUUUUAUCUCUUCUUCACUGGUCUGUUCCAAGUGUGAUUGUUGUGAGGGUGUGUGCACAUGAGUGUGUGUGUUGAGUGUGUGUGUUAGGGAGAUGAACUGUAUAUACCAGGACCGGGAGGAGUUGGAGGAUGAUCUUUAUCAAGAGGAUGAAGAGAACUCUGAUGGGUCAGAGGUCAACAGCGAGUUGGAGUUCCAGCUAUACAGCCAGCUCCAUUACUCCGCCAAUGCCGGGGACAUCGAGGAGCUGGAGGGCAGAGGAGAGGAGGCAGACAUCCAGGGUGACCUGCAGCUCGACGUGUCAGAGAAGACGAGUGACGGAGAACAGGAGCACACUGGAGAAAACCGGCCUCAGUCACCUGAUGCGAGUCAAUUACAGCGAUACCUGAAGAAGAGGGAAGAGAAACGGAUCAAACAGAAGAAGGUGAAGAAUAGCCCGAAAGGUCAAAGGUCAUCAUCACUUUUUGAGGAAGUCAUUGUGAUUGACUCCGGCCCAGACGUCAUUUCCAUCUCUGAGGGAGACACUGCCGAAGACGACGAGGGUGUUUGUGCCUUAAAAGGUGGAGGCAGGCGACCGCUGCAGACUUCUACCCCUGCUGGACAGGUAGAGAGCCGAUCGAUCUAACACUAACACUGUGUUUGACUGCUUGUGUACAAUAGAAUGGAUCGUCUUUUAACUCUGCCCUCUUGGUUACUGUAAGCACAACUGUGUAGCUUGACAUUCACAGAGCACACGUAGAGCUGAAGUGAAUAGCAAUAGCUGCAUUUACAUGUGCACGUAUAAUCGGAAUAAAGGCCCGAUCAGAAUAAACAUGUGUCAUGUAAACAUGUAGAACGGAAGAUUCUGAUCCAAAUUCGUCAGAAUCAGAAAGAAAUUGUAUUCCGAUCAACAGGGGUGGUUUAUGCCGAUUGUUAUUCCGAAAUGCAUCCAUGUAAACACUUAUUCCGAUCAUGACUCUCUUACCUGACUCGAUCUUCACUCUUUAGCCUUUGGGUUAUUUAUUGAGGCAGUACAGGAGGUUUCAUUAUUAACACUCUUGCAUUAAACACAACCGCAGGUACCGUGUCUGCUCUUCUGGUAACAUAACAGGGCGUACAUACAGCGUAAUGAUGUCACAUCUGCACGCAUAGUGCAACCUUUGACAGAACAGUAAAAUAAGUACCCAAGGGCGCCAUCUGUUGACAACAUUUAACAGGGGGUAAACUCCUGAAUUGUAUGAAGUGAGCCACAACAGCGUUUGUAGGUUUGUUGACAGCACAGGCGUAAAUACAACUCUUCUUCUGUGGUUGUUUUAGUGAAAUCAGACAACUCUGCACGUGUCCGAAUUCUUCUAAUCUGAAUAAAACUUGAUGCAUGUAUACGUACGUCAUGAUCGGAUUAUUUGAUUUUGCACCCAUACAAAGAGUGGAUUCAGAUUAUCCAAUUCUUUAAAUUUUUAAUCGGAUUAAGAAAUUUUGCACAUGUAAACAUGGCUAGUGGCAGAAUUUCAACUCUUUCUAGAUGUAUUUUCAGCUAUAAUUUCUCUUCCCAUUUCUACUUUUGAGCGUCCAAGUGAAAUUCUGAGAAAAUGAAUUUUUCCUAACUGAUAGUAGAGUAAGGAAAGAACCAUGAUAGCUGGAUUAGAUAACUCUUUAAAAUCAAUAAAUUACAGUGGAUUAAUGAAAAGAUGAAAAUCCAGAUUUGAAAUCUUCAUGUAUUAAGAGAAUCGAAUCAGCAGCCACAUUAAGUCAAUAAUUCAAUCAUCUUAAACUGAUGGCAGUCAUCAAAAGUCUCAUGUCCAGGCAGGAUCUGAGCUCAUCCAUGCCUUCAUUUCCAGCUGAGUGGACCAUUGUAAUGGUCUCUUGUCUUGACUUACACAAAAACGAGAACUCCAGCUCACACAGAACCCCGCUGUAACUAUUCUUAGAAGAACCAAGAGGACUGAGUACGCCAUCUCUGGGCUUUAAUCCUCACACCGCAGCCAGUAACCCACUGAGAAUGCUUUUAUGAGCCGAGACCUAUAUGUUUGAAAGCAGUAAAUGAGGUGGUACUGUUCGCAGGAACCGAUCAGAGUGAAAACGUUCAUAGCUGCUAUUUUCCUUUCGAACAGAAGUGACUUUUUAAGAGUUUUAAAUGGACUUCUUACUCUAAAUUUCUAGUAGAUUUAAAACUUAUUGGAGUUGAAUUGAAUUUCUGAUGUAUUUAGUUUUUAUGUAACUUAUUUCAUCAUUUUUAAGUUAUCUUUUUCUGUCUUUAGCUGUUUUCUUACCUUUCUUUAAACUGUUAAUUUUGACAGGAUAUCUACCGCAAAACAAACCCCACAAACUAACUUCACUCACUUAUAAGAUCAGAGGUGUUUUUCAGACUCUCUUCAGAAAUGGACAAGUUAUUAUUCUGCUGCUGACUUUUGAGGGUGACAACGGUUGAUCGUUCAGUAGACUAAAAACACAAAAGGAAAGUUUUUGCAGCUAAAAAACAAAGUAAUAAGUUACCACUCUCACAAAGAAGUGGAAGAAGGUGAUCAGUUUUCAGAUCAAAGCAAUCGACAGAAGUUGAACUCCGUCUCUUUAGUUCGAUGAUAUCAGUCAAAGAGUGGAAAUGUUAAUUUUCUCUAACUUUGAAUUUUUGUUCUUGUUGGUUAUUUUGUUCAGUGAGGGAUGCUAAAUGAUGAAACUGAAAUCUAGAUCUUGGCGUCUUUUAUUAACGCUCCUCUUUGUUUGGUUCUCCAGGGGACCAAGAAGAGAAAGCAGGGUCCAAACGGGCCUGUGACUGUGGAUUCCAGCAGCUCAGAUUCAGAGGAGUCCGAAUCAAAGUCUAAGUCUGAGUCUGAGUCUGAGUCUUCAGAGUCUUCUGAUUCUUCGGCUUCCUCGGAUUCAGACGGUCUGGAGAACUGGAUGAUCCUGGGUCGGGAGAAGCAGGAUGGAGACCACUCAAUCUCACUCAACCUGGAGGGAGGGUCCAACAACACAGGUGUGUCUUUUGUAUGUGUGGCCUCUUCUACGCACAUGUGUAAUUCACUCUUAGUGUUUCGUGUAUUGUUCAGGCCUUUGUGGCAUUUGUGUGUGUGUGUGUGUGUGUGUGGCCUGGGGUUCAUAAUUUCCACAUGGUCCAGCUCAUUCAGAACACUGAACCCUACCUGCAGCUUGUCGAUAAGAAAGGGGGCAGAGGGGCUACACUGUGUGCAUGUUUGUAUGUACACACGCAGCGUCCAUGCCUGCAUGUUUACAAAUUUGUAAGCUCUUAGCAUUCCCGGCACCGUUUGCCGAACCCCCCCGCUCCUCUGAUGCAUCUUUAAGUGUGUUUGUGUGCGUUAUGUAUUGAUAUGUGCGUGGAGAGCUCGUGAAAGUGUGAAUAUUUGUGUUUAUAAAAUAUUCCGGUUUCUAAUCAGCAUGCAUGUGUACAUACACGCACAGACCAACAGUCAUAACACUAAUGCCAAAAACAAACAAACGGAGAGACAACAACGCAGGAGGAGAGGGGUAGGGGAGGUCGGGAGAGAUGGGAGUAAUCAAAAAAUGAAUAAAAAUGUUUUCUGCAAAUCUCUUCAGAUCUACACAUUAUCUUAACCUGCAGCCUCAGCAACCUCUCCAUCUCCUAUCCUGCUGCCCCUCCACCCUCCACCCCCUCACCCCACUCCUCUACCUAACGCUCUCCCAUCUCAUUCUUUUAUCCUAUUUUCUCACUAUUGUGCUCUCUUUCUCCCAAUCUCCCUCUGUCUCUCUCUGACUGUUUCCUCCUCAUUUGAAUUUCCCUUGGUUGAUGUUUCUGCAAGAGUGCUCACUGCCUCCACUACACACAACUGGGCUACAGGAGGGGGUCUGACUGGAGCUGGUGGGAAGGCUCGAGGUUUUUGGCCUGGUUUUGGGAGGAAAGGAGGAUUUUAGUUCUCUGUCUCUCUUCCCUUUUCAUGUUUUUCUUCCUCUCUCUCUCCCUCGUCUGGCUUCUCUCUGUGAUCCUUGGAGCUUGACCUCAUGUCUGCACAGGGGGUGUCAUGGGUGUGGUGUGACAGAGGUCUUAAAAUGGGAAGAAUGGGGGGUAGUCAGAAAAGGAAAUGAAGGCAAGGGAAAUCUGAGGGUCGAGUUUUGGAGCUAGGAACUGGAGUGAUACUAAACUGUAAUUGUUGGCAGGUUUGAGUGUUUUCACAGCAGAAAUACUGGCUGGAACACAGAUAUUUUUCUUCUUGUCAUGAAUCCCCUUUAGAGGUCAAACCAAAGAAAUGUCUGUGAUGGAGGGAUGGGCGAUAUGACAGAAAAUUCAUACCACAUUUUUUUUCAUGAUCGUGAUUUAUCAAAGUUUUUUAAAAAAUUUCCUUCUAAGACUAUUUUGCAAGUUACUGACCGCUAUAACCUAUCAAAUGUCCUUAUUUAAAAAGUAGAAAAAUACAGAAAAACAAUCAAGCCUAGAUUUAAAAACGUCUACAUAAAUCUACAACAUGGUACCCAUACAAGCUGAAUCUGCUUUAGUCAUUUAAAUCCACUUUCUUUUAAAAAACAUUUUUAUUCCACACGAUUCAUGUCAAAAAUGAAAAAGCAUUUAAACACUAUAAAAAUUAGAUUUAAAAUAAUUUAGACCUGAAGUAAAUUGAAAAGAUAAACAAGGGUCAGUCACCUUUCACCACGUGUUUUUUUUUUUUUUUGAAUGAGACUUAGUCUUUGCAUUUGCCAUCUUUGCAGUGCAUCAGGCUCGUGUAAUCAAACAGGGGCAGGCUCCAGUGUCUACUCCUUUCACUGUUAGCGUAAACACUGCUUAUCACAUAACACUGACUACUCACUGGACAACUUCUGAUACUUUCAUUCUCUGCGUAAUACUGCAGCAGAUUCACUGUUUGUGGUGAAGGUCUGCAUCAGAGAAAUCAGUCUGUGGACUUUAAAUUAUAUCAACAUGCAUCUUUCUAUGAACAUGGACCUGUAUUGGGUUAAUGCAGAAGGUGUAUAAUAGAUUAUAAUAUGCAUGAAAUAAUGGUUAUUUUUUAUUAUUUAAUUGUUGCAUUUUAUCAAAUGCCUAAACAGUGUAAUAUUGGCAUAAAUAUAAGCUAUUGGACAACCUGCUCUGAAAUCUGAAUUGUAAAAACAGUCAGUCAAACACAUUCAAAUGAAAAGAAACAAUAUUAGUGAAUAAACCUUUAUUUUUAUUUAUUUAUUUUUGGUUGGAGCGAAUAGACCUUUGUAAAAAAUGUUACAUGUUCUUAAUAAUUAAUGUGGGACUCAUAUGAUACACCACAGAACCACAGCACAUGAUACAGUACGAUACAAUAUAUGAUAUAAUACAAUAGGAAACAGUGCAACACACCAGAUACAAUAUGAUAUGAUAGGACAUGACACAACAGGAUACAAUAUCAUAUGAUACACUAAAAUAUGACACAACACAUCAGAUACAAUAUGAUAUAAUGAAGUACAACACAAUAGUAUAUAAAAGAUAUGUUAGAAGAUGACACAUAAAGAUGUACAGUAGUGUACAAUAUGGUACAUUACAGUAUGAUACUGUAUGAAUGAAUGAAUGAAUGAAUGAAUGAAUGAAUAUCUUUGUAGGCACCACCUCUCAUUCACCAUCUCUGUAGAGGAACCCUGUCUGCACUGUCCUUUACAUGAAACACCUCAUUUUUCAGUGAUCUGUAGAUGAUGCUCUCAUCCCACAAUGCUUUGCACAAGGAAAACUGAGGGUGCUGCGAACCCUGCUACAUAUUCUUCAACAAAAACAGAGUGGUACGACAGCUUAAGGAAGAUGAUGAGUACUAACAAAGUAGAUGAAUAUUUUAGUUUUCGGUCUGGGCUGAAGUUCUGAGGGCUUUAAACAGUUUGGCUCAAUUGGGAUUGUGGGCUGAAUUGUCCAGCAUGUUGCCUGAGUACAGAACAUUAUAUAUAGUAUUAUUAUUAUUAUUAUUACAUGUAUGACAUAUGUUGAGUACAUACAUGCUUUAAAAAAGGCAUGUCAGAUGUACCAAGGACAUAUUUUGCCCUCUUGUCUGUAGCAGGACUAAUUCCUUCCUUCAUUCAGAUAAGGAUUGCUGAAUUUUCAUGGCUGAAGUCAAAACUACACUCAUAACCCAGGGCUGUUGGAUAGAUAUAAAGAUAGAUGUCUGUUUUUCUCUUUCAUGUUGUGUGUUUACUCCUGUUGCCCGGGAGCAUUGCUUUUUUUCGCCCUCACAUAUGUGUGUGUGGUCUGUGUGUGUGUGUCUGUGUGUGAGUAAGUAACAGGUUUGCACAGCAGUGACUAAUAGUAUUUGUACGCCUAAAGCCCAUCUCAGCCUCCCCAUCAAAUCACAUUCACUACACUUAGCCUCCUCCUCUCACCCUACAGAAAUUGAAUCCUUUCAUCCUCUUUCUCCCUCUCUUGUUCGGUUUCUCUCCUUCAUGGUGUCACUUGUUCACAUACUUUUACAAUCUAAUCUUUUCUCACUUCCUCACCACGUUUUUUUUUCCCUUUUCUCUUCUUUUUUUUUCUUUUUUUAAUCAAACACAUGCUCACACAUGCCGAGCAGCUAUCUGACACCUGGCCGUGCAGGGGCAGCUGUCGGUGGGUGGAUCUGUAGGGACACUGGAUAAGGAAAAGAGAAAAGAUAGGAGAGAAAAGGGGGAUGAGCAAGGGCCGUCUGCCUGUCCGGCAGCCAUGCAGCAGCAACCAGAUGGAACUAGAAGAGAAAAAGCCAGCCUUUCCAAAAAAUCCAGCUCAGUGCCUCUUCCACCCAGAGAGGUGUGCGUGUACAUGCCCGUGAAUGAAUCCAGGGGGUGUAGGCGGGGUGUGCUGGAGCUAAACUUGAAUCAUAAGUGGUUAAACUUCACUCAGUGGUCACACUUUUUUUCUUCCCUUUUUUUUUCUCCGUCGCUCCCCCCAGUUCCCUUCUUUGCUUUUUUUUUGUCCCCUUGGUCUUGGUCAGUGCACACCAAACUUUGUUUGAGGCUUAGAGAGUCAGCUCUCGCUCACUAUCGGGGUGGCCGAUCACAUCACUGUGUGUCUGAGUGUGGAUGUGUGUACGCGUGUGUGUGCGCCAAGUUGAGAGUCUAGGUGAGUUGGAGUGUGUUGGUGUGUUUGUGCCACAAACUCACAGAUGAGGAAGGUAAGCUCUUCUUUUUCUCCUCCCUCAUCAUCUCCUCUUUGCUCUUUUGUUCUGUGCAGCGUUUCGCGUUUCUUCUCAGAUCGUAUCAAAAAUGUUAAACAGUGUCACUUUUGUGUCUGAAGUUCCCUGUUUCACUCUGUGAUGCUACUCGAGGCCUGCAGGGUUAACCACUCUGAGACCUCAUUAGGCCUUUUGUGUAGUUUAACUGUGUGUCAUCGUUACACACCUACCUGCAUACUUUACCAACAGCACAAAAUAUGGAUUUAGCUGGCUUCUCUGUGUGUUUUUGGGCAUCCGGAUUGUAAAAUGAGAUUACAGUGGCACAUUGGGUAACACAAUAAGUGUGUGUUGUGUGUGUGACUGUAGAGUGUGUCUGUGCGUUGUGGGUGUGUAGGUGUGUGGGUGGGCGGGCGGGCGCUGCAAAAGGGAGGCAUGGAUAGGAUCAGCUCUUAUCUUGGCUGCCCAGUGCCACACGAGGUGUAACGCCACACCCACACUACCACACAGUGUGUUUAAACAGGCACACGCACUCUCACGCACACACACACACACACAGGAAAACACACGCACACACAGCAUCAAAUCUGUGCCAUAGUUUGACUUGUAUUAUCCAGUUUUUAGAGAGGAUAUGCAAAUGAGAAUAGACGACAGUGAAGGCCUAAUAUUAGCGCAUGCAAAAUAAACGGUGAAAUUCUGUUGAACUCGGCCGCUUUUGUUUUGAAAAUCUUUGAGUCAAACAACGUUCGAUGGCUGCAGUUGCUGAUACGUCGUGAUGACUGUAAACCAGAACAUGUCAGCCCUUUUUUCUUCCCUGCUAAAUAUGAAAAUUUCCUGUUCUUAGUGUCCGCGUCUAUUGUUUUGUGUUAAGAGGCUCCACUUUAAAUAUUUUUCAAAUCAUUUCAACAUUUACUGUCAAGGUAUUUAAAAGUGUUAAAUUUUGGCUUGUAGAAUUAAUUUUACAGCAAACCAGAAAACGAAACAGGCACCUUCUCAUAAACUACUCAGAUUUUACAUCGUCUCAGUUCAGGUUUUAAAAUUUUUAAUUGGUACAUGUGCUCAUUUUACAUCUUUCAAUCAUUCAGUUCUUCCUUCACCUCUUAUUUUAUUGUAACUCCAAAAAUCGUACAGAAUUGGGUUGACUUCCAAGAGAGGACAGAGAAAGAGGAGCAGGGAAGAAGUCAGUAGGUAUUUCCAGGAGGAAUGUGAAGAAGCUUUUGGAGCUAAACCCCCAAAAUUUGGCCAACAGCACGGCUGAGCCUCACACAGAUGCAGAGAGAGACGGUAGUGUGUAAGCCAAAGUGGAUGAGACAGGCCUUGAAAAGGAUCGGCCACGGUGUUUCUGUCGCUCAGAAACAGUUUGCCUCCAGAUCUCAGAGUGGUCUUAACACACCCGGCUUUCUGUCUGCACACCCUGGCGUCCAGCAUCGUCUGUCCAUCUGUGGAAGACGAGCCGUCUCGUACUUGAGUGGUAGUUUGGUAAAUCUGGGUUGACGCUGUUUUCAAAUUAAAUGAAGAAGCUUCUCGCCUUGUGAGCCGUUUUAGAUUCCCAAUGUUUUGAUGAUCUUUUUCCAGUUCGAGGCCAACACCCAUAAACGCUUUGGUCUGAACAAAAUUUGCAUUUAACCAAGUAAAAAAAAAAGCGUUUACAGAUGUUUUACAGCACUAUAUGUUUUUUCUACGCCCUUUUGUGUUUUCAUUGCAGAAUCCUAUUAUUAACUUUGUUUUUAGAUACAGUAAACACAUUCAAAUAUCAGCCAUCCUGCCUUAUCUGCCGUACUCUGGGCAGAUAUAUAGUUUAUUUAUACCACAUUUAUCUGUAUCUUGCAGCAACAAGCCAUCCUGUCUGAAAGUCAUCUUUGUCAAAAUAAUCUAUGAAAAUUUCUCUUUUUUUUUUCUUGGAAACUUUGACUCAAAAACACCCACACACAUCUGCGGUUGUGGCUGCAGGUGCUCAUUUGUAUCUAUGCGGCUGUUUGUUCUUCUAUUUAAAUAUAAUCUAGUAGGAAACAUUACGAAUACGUUUUCAGACUUCCCCACAACCCCACUACAGCCUCGCUGACUCGAAACCAAGAUCGUCAUGUGUGGGAUUUAAGAUUUGUAAAUAAAAUAUCUCUCAGAUAUUACAUGUUGAUUUUCAGAUUUACGCCUUUAUCUAGAAUUGUCGUGGAUAAAUGUAGAACGCUGUAAAAAUGAGAGGAUAUUUUAGAAAGUGCGAUGAGAGGUUAAAUGUUAUGUUUGUUGGAGUGUGAAGGUGUGUGCACUUAAAGACGUGUGUGUGUGUACGCUGUCCCCAGCCUCACCACGCCUGAGGUGAGCCCAAUAAGCGUGCCCUGACCCACUGGAAACAGAGUUUCACCGUCUUUAAUUCCAAAUAGAGAACGAGGUGACAUUAGUGCAUCUCAACGGUGUGCGGUCUAACUGCAGCGAUGUUGAACUCAAAUGUCUGAUUUAUUUUAGGCUAAAUAUGUAAUUCCUUCUCAAUGUUUCUGGAAUGAAUGAAGGUCCUUUUUUUAACCAACGUACUAUCUCCCAUUUUCAGUAACUGUAGCCUCGAGGAAGAGGUAAUAAACUGGAGACCAGAGGGUCCCUACUGUAGUUUAAUGCAUGUGUGUGUGUAAGGGUGGGUGUAGGAGAGGGAAUUCCUGUCUCCUUCUUAACCUUUAUUUAACCAGGAUAUCCCACCGAGAGCAGGAAUCUCUUUUCUGAGGAGACCUGCAGCAGACAUUGUGCCCUGAAGCUACAUAGGAAAGACAAAUACACAACGAAUACAAAGACACACACACACUGAAACACACUCAUGUAUGAUUAAAUAAAACUUCUCAGUCUCAACACCUUAAUCCUGCCGCGUGAGGCUGCGCUGCUGCUGCUGCUGCUGCUGCGUAUUUUUACAUGUUCUAGCGUUGAGGGUCUUCGGCUCGGCCUUGUUUUCGCCACCUUCCCCCGUCCUGGUGCUUUCGAGCUGCCCAUCGUGUCUUUGGAGAAGACCUGAGGAAAGGUCGGGAGGAAAGGGACGAAGACAAGAGUAGCAGAAGAAAAAAAUGUCAAUUACAAUUACCAAUAAUAAUCUUUAUAAUUAAGCAGUCACUUAAUAGGAAAUCAAAUUAUUGUGGGGGGUGACAGAGGGACAGAGGGGGCUCCCGUGGGACUGUAUUAAUUUCUCUUCUUUUUGGCCGGAGAACUUUCCCCCUUAUUGUCUUUGCUGAGGUUUUUCAGGCUGGGAGGGGUCGUCGAGAGGGCUUUAUUAACUGGUAGCCUAGGGUGGUGAUAUUUUGGGGGGGUGGGGAGGGAGAGGCUUUGGAGGGGAUCUGUAUUAAUAUUAAUACGUUUUUGGGAUAAGGAAGAGGAGGAAGAGGGGUGAGCAGGGUGGGUGAGGUUUUGUGGUGGGGGGGUAAAGGCAGUCAUGGAUCCACAAAAUCACCUCUCUGUCUCCCCUCUUCCUCCUCCUCCUUCUUUUCUCCUUCUUCUUCUUCUUCUUCUGUUUUUGACUCUGAAGUUCAGUUUAACAGUCAACAGGAUAAGAGGGAGAACACACACUAAAACACUUGCUCCGAUAUGCAAAGGCUGCCUAAUAAUAGCUGGCCUAUGUUUUUCACCGGGUCCCAAAGGAUGACCAUGCAUGUGUGUGUUUGUGUGAGAAAGAGAGAUUCUUGGCAGUGUACCACAAAGACACAAGUGAGCCUGUUUAGCAGUUUCCUCUCCAGAGGCUCCUGGCAGUGUGUCUGCGGCCAUUCCAGGCUCCUUUUCCCUGUGUCUCUUAAUUAAGGCGCUCGUCAGACAGAGAGCAGCUGGGCCUGGUCUGGCCGAGCUGGCACUCAACAUAUUUCAGUCAUUUGAGCCCUUCCCUCAUCCUCAUCCUCCUCUACUUCUCCUUUUUUUUUUUUUCCCCUUCACCUUUUCAGUCGCGACUUUGCUCAUCACGUCGCCCCGUUUCUCUUUUUAUUUAUGUCGGUGUGUGUUUCAUUGCUUUACACUGAUGCUAAUGCUCUGUUAUCACUGCUGUGAAGGGGAAACCAGUUGACCUUUCUAUCACACCUGCCUUCAAUGAAGCACUAAUUAGGAGUCCCUAAAGAUUCUGAGAACUCGCCUCUUAACAGGCCUCUAAAUACUGGGAUUAAAGUGGAGCAUGGUGAAGAUGUGAACAGCUAUGACUGGAAGGAAAAUGCUUAAUGUGAACAGAUUAGAUGCAGGUAAAUCCGUCAAAGGCGGUGCUUUGACUACAAAUUAGGUUAAAAAAAGUGCUCAUAGUGUUAAAACUAGUUUGAUAUGGACUUAAUGCUUUAGGAUUGUGGUAUUUAUCAAAAUACAGACUGAUGACAUGAGAAGUUCAGCAGCUACAGGACAAGAAACAAACAUGAAAUGACUGUUAUUUGAGUUUUUGUGACAUGUCUGUUGGAGGUUGUAUUUUCAGCCACGUCUCCUUUAGAAACCAGCUCAAAGUGAAACUGUGAGCGCACACACACGCGGGCUGUGAGCAUGUUAACGUGUAAGCUUUGUUUAGAAAAUACGCGUGUAAUGAUCAAUGAAAAGGCUUUCGGUCGUGGUGGUUUGAAAAUUUCCAGAUCAAACACGGGAUAUGGUCAAAUCAAAAAACUGUAUCCAUACCCACACUCCACCUUUCCUUCCCCCCUUACCCCUUCAGCUCCACCCCUUCCUGCACCCAUCCAUCCCAUCUCUUAUUCCUCCACACCCAUCCCCAUCCAUUCCUCCAUACAACUAGACCAGGCCCUGGUUACGUGGCUGUUGCUAUGCCGGGUUUGCAGGGUCAGUAUUCUCACUGUAGGCUUGCCCGUGCUAAUCCAGCUAGUAUCUGAGAUCAGUUUACAGAGGGAACACUGAGUCCUCUGUCCUUACAUUCACACUCCACUCAGAUGUCCCCAAAUCAGUUGCGUGCGUUUCUUGUGUUUGGCCUUAGCAUUAGAUUGUCCUUCCAUAUCUGCUCACCUGGUUGCUAACAUAAUUCAUCUAUCAAUGAAGUCCAAGUCUUUGCUGGUGCGUGUGUUUCUACGCCUGCCUGUGCAUUUGCACACCCGGGCCGCCUCUUUAUCCAAAAGGAUUAUGGUUAAAUGGAAUGCUGAGAUUCUGGCGGUGAGCGACCGAUAACGCUGAAGGAGUCAGCUUUGGGAAAGGAAAUUAAUUAUUGAGGAUAAAAUCAGAGCCAAGGAGAUAGUUACCUGCUCGUUGGGGAGUUGAGUCAUUGAUAUUUCAGCACAGACUCCAAUCCAACACGGAGUUCAUCACAGUCUUAGUGUUAGACUUCUUUUUUUACUGUGUCUGUAUUUGUGUGUGUUUAAAUACACACCUACGAUCAGGGCUAUAGAAGUAUUACACCUGAAGUUUGCAGAGAUAGUGGUUUCUUCUAGCACCACAUUCAAAUUUGUGAACAUAUCUGUCAGAUGUGACUCUAAAUGGAAUAAUAUUACAAGUAGAUGUAAUUAUCACUUUAAAAGGUUAAUUGAUGUUUAAAUGUGAUUGGUUUAACUGAUCAAACUCAGGUUUUCAAGAGCAAAGGUUUGAUUAAAGUCAGGUUUCUGAAUUUUUUUGAGUGCUUAUUUACAACAUACGGCCAAAAACAGCAGAUAUUACAAGAAAAAACCUCAAGCCCCUGUAUCUCUGAUCUUUAAAGAUUGAGACUUUCAUCUCAAGUACAAGUUUCGUUUCAUGGAGAAAAAAAAAAGCACAACUUGGAGCACUUAGAAGAUUUCUAUUUGUCCCAGAUUUACCAAAAAAGGUUGUUUUUUAUUACCUUGCUCAUAUACAUUUAGCUGCUCUAAGUUAUGUCAGGGUUUGUAAGGCAUGCAAUAAAUUUGAAGUAUAUAAAUAACGAGUCAGAAAGUUUGAAUUUAUUGCUAUGAUACUUUAAGUUCUGAUUAGAUUUUUUCUAAGCCUUCAGUUUUAUGACAAAAAUAACUUUUUUUCCCACUUCUUUCUGCAUGAAAUUUGACUCUGUGUAAGCUCAAAUCUGGAAACAUACCAGUUCGUCUUUGAUACCUGGAUGGGAAUGAUCUGGCAGCCGAAGUGUUAUCUGUUUUUUCUUCUCUAUAAUGAGUCCUGGUCAGUGUUUCAAAACCAGCUGUGAACAAAUAACCGCUGCUGACCCACGAGACUUUGAAUCUGGACUUAGAAACCUGGAUUUGUGUAUGCGCGCUCGUGCAGCUUGAGUGUGUGUGGGUGCAGGUGAGCGCGUUUUUCUCCUCUGAGUGCAGCCUGAUCAAUAGUAAUUGGGUUGAGUGUCUCAGGCCUGUUUCUCUCCUUUGUACUGCGGCCCUUUUGUAGGCUGACACAGGGCCGGCAGAGGAAGAAAAGGAAGAAAGACGAGGGGGGGAGACAGAGAGAAAAUGAAGGAUGUUUGCGAGCCGACGAGCAUGACUGAUUCCCUCAACCAAAUCUCCGGAUAUUUAUUCAGCAUUACUCACUAAUCUAAAAAAAUCUUCCUCCCUCUCUGUCUCUCUCUUCUUUUCUCUCAUUCACACUCCACACAGGAGGGAUCGUGACCGUAUGAGCGAGUGUGUGUGUGUGUGUGUGUGUGUGUGUCUGUAGGAUGAUCUAAAAGAGGUUUGAUAAAACAGAUAACCUGUUACGAUGGAUUAACAGCCUCUUCCUCCUCUCAUACCCACAAACCCACUCCUGGAGUAUCUCUACUUUCUCCUCCCUCGCUGUUCUGUCUCUUUUAUGACUUCCAUGAAAGAGCUGUGUGUUGAGCGAGGGCGGCGAGCUCCAGCGGUAUUAGCGGGGAGGCAUUAGGCAUAAACUCUAAGGUAUAUUAAAGCAACGGCCCUGUUGUUCAUAUAAACACGCCAAUUCAAUUUAGCCUGCCCCACGGGGAAUGGGAUUUCAGCAGCUACCAAGAGCGAGAGGAGGGAGGGAGGGAGGAGAGAGGGAGGCAGGGUGAGAGGAGGAUGAGGUAAGACAAGGAGAGCAGGUGGGAUGAAGGGAUCCGAGGCAGGAGAAGAAUGAAGGAAGAGAAGAGAAGAGAAUAACCCUGCAGAUUGGCAUAUGGGACUGGCUUGCAGCUGGAAUUCAUUGUAAUUGUUGCAUUUAUUACCAUGACGUAAGGACCUGCUUGUGUUUGUGUGUGUCUGUGUGUGUACCUGUGGAGACUCGCGCACACACACACAGACUCCCAACGUGGAAGAGGGGCUGGCAGUUUCUGCACGCUUGGACAGAGCGUUCGGUGGGAAAGCCUACAUUUAUAUUAUCCCAUCCAAAUUCAAAUAAGCUUGUCAGGAGAGCUCCUGCUUUUAUUACCUGUCAGAAAAACCAAGGGAUGGACGGAGCAGAGGGGAGCAAAUUAAACGACAGUAAAUAAGACCCCCUACCUCUCUCCAUGCUCUUCUCCUGCCACUCUGCCCUGGAUUUUUAGGAUACAUACACACACAUAUUCUCAGGUUUUGACAGCAUGUUGUUGUUGAGCUCUAUCUAUAGUUUACCUAACCCGCUUUUAGCUGUCAGUCAUACGCAGGAAAGCUGACCUAGCUGUAAGUUCAUCUCUGAGUAAAAUCUCUGGUCGAUAAGGAAUCAUCUGAGCCAAAAGCAGGAUUUGAUAUUGGAGAAAAUACUUGAGAACAGAUGGAUUCAGAGCAGUUUGACAUCUGAAAGUGAUUGGAAUAACUUAAAAAAUGGGAUGAAAUGAGAGGAAGGAUGGAGUGAUUUGUUAAGGAUGUGCUCUGGAUGUGCAGAGGUGGAGGAAAAUACUCACUCUCUCACACAUACCCUUAACACCCCAACAGCCUCCUCCUGUCUUGCCCCUUUGCAGCCAGGCAUAACCUCUGCCAUAUGUCCAUCCCCCUCCUCUUUUUCUCCUCCGACUUCCUCCCUUUUUCCCCCUCCCUGCCUCCUCUGCACAUCCUCCUCUCCCCUUAGCCCCACCUCUGUUUAUUCAGGGCUGUAUUUCCCACCUUCACUCUCAAAGACAUGAAGAAUUUAGUGUUUUCUUAAAGAGUGGAGAGAUGUUAUCGUACAUGCAAUGACAGCUCUGUCAGCUGUCCGAGUCAGGAGUUUUUCAGUUAUCUAAAGGAAUCUGCUGUGUUGAAGAUUAGUAGUCAUUAUUUUGUUCGUAAAUGAACUAAGAAUGAAGGUCGAAUUGUUGCCCAACCCUUCUGAUCAUCCAACAGUCGAGGCUCUGAACCUUUAUGGAUUUAGGGAAUGCGGUGUCUGCAGUCAUGAUGACAAAGGUGUUGUUUAGAUUGCAUUUAGGUUAGGGCUGUGCGAUAAAACGAUAAUGAUAAAUAUUCAAAAAAUUAAUUUCCCUUGAUAUCGAUAUCAAACAUGGUCAAUAUGCUUUUCGAUAGCCGGCAUUCUGCCAUGUUUUGGUAGAUUAUACCAAUAGCCAAUGAUAGGGGAGUUGCUCCAGGUCUGCACCGUGCUGAACCAAUCAUGUGCUGAAUUAGAACCAAGUAGCAAACAACUGCGUAGUAUCAGGCUGCAGCUACACGCAACAAUAGCAAGCAACAGCACAGAAGCCGACAGCACUGUUGGUGAAAAAAAAAAAAAAAGAGUGCUACCCCCAGCAGAAAUGCAGAUAAAGGCUCAACCGAUGACGACAUUGUCGGCCAGACUGACACGGGCAAGUGCGAUGCAGCGCACAAUGCCUGUACAGUUGAAACAGCCGACCAUUCAGUUCACUUUCUCUAGAGCAACGCCCUACGACAAAACGUCAAAGAGACACAAAGACCUCACAGAUGCAGAAGCUUAUUGUAUUGAAAAAGACACACUAUCAACAUGUUCUGUUAAAUUUCAUUUAAGAGUAACAGGGAACAUUUAAGAUUGACAAGUGAUUUUUUUUUUGUAUCGUGUUAUUGACUGAUAAGAAAAAUAUAUAUAUGGUGAUAAACUUUUUUCCACAUCGCUCAGCCCUAAUUUAGGUUUUUGUCAAACUUGAUGAAUACUGCUUUAAUAUAGAGCAAUUUUGUGUUUACGUUUCCUAGGAGACUGAUCACUCAUGUCCUUUAUGUCGCAGAGUUUGCAAUGAAUUGUGGGCGAGUCCUAGAGUGAAGUCUGCAGAAUUGCAGACUUGCAUAAAUGUUUCAUUUGGAGUUGAGUGGCCCACAUCUGAGAGCUUGUGCAGACGCGACGUGCCUGAGUUUGGGAUUGGGUCAGUGUUGUAUAUGUUGUACAUGACUUCAGGGGUCCUUUCACUGCAUAGUUUAGGGAUAUCCUCUGGUAAUCUAGCAGCUCUGUCAUGGUUCUUAAGUUGUUGUGGUCCAGACCAAGAGUUACAUUUUAUUUUUUAUACUUUUUAUUUUUAUUUUAAGUUUAUAAUUCAUUGUUAAUAUUUGUAUAGUUUUCUCACACACCACGUUAAACCUCCAGCCUGAAGAAGAAAAUGCUGUUUCUGGAUCUUCCUGUCUAUUUAUUUUAUAAAUAUGCUCCUUUAAGUUUCUGACCUACUAAUGAAUUCAAAAAACAUUCAUUCAUUAUUGCUUCAGAUCAUUAAGUUCUAGUGUACGCUAUAUUAUUUUUUUGUCACAUUAUAAAGACAUCAAUAGUAUGUGUCAUAACUUAAGAAAAAGAUUAUACAGGAAAUGAGGGGAAAGAUUGGGGUAAAUACAGGCAGUGAAAGUCCCAUUCUCAAAUUUUAGAUGCUGUGGUUUAUGUCUGAGUAAUAAAAGGCUUUACCCCCCCUGCACUUCCUUUUUAUUUCACAUUUAACAGAGGUGAUCUCCAUAUUAAUCAGGAACAGAAAAUCGUUGCAAUUCUCAGUAAGAGAUGAAGGGGACGUUCAUUUUCGCCCCUUCUCUCUAAAAUCGACCACCAACUUCAAACUCUGCCAGGUGAAAAAGGACGGCCAGAUGUCUUCAAGAACUGUAUUUGAAAGGAGCGAUAAAAGAGCCAUAUUAGGAGCUCCUCUUCUAAUCCUCUAUUGUUCUCCGCCUGUCCCCUGUCCCACAGAGAGGCCGCUCUAAUUAAAGACUAAUAAUUGUAUUGUUUUAUAAAGUCUAUAGAGACACAGAUUCUGCCCUUCAAUUAUUCAGCCUCUUCAAUGUACCCAGUCCAUAGAGGUCUAUGACGCUGGAUGAAGUCUACAACCUACAGUGAUGGAGCGUGUGUGUGUGUGUGUGUGUGUGUGUGUGUGUGUGUGUGUGUGUGUGUGUGUACCCUGUAUGGCAUACAGUAGGAGGAGGAAGGAAAAAGCCAAAUCUAAAUUAAAACUUUAAAGCACCAUUAUUUAAUUACCCCAAAGGCUGUGGAUUUGAAGGAUUGUGGAUUUGUGUGUGUACAAAUGUGUGUGUGUGUGUGUGUGUGUGUGUGUGUGUGUGUGUGUGUGUGUAUGUGUGUGUUGUGUUUGUUCAUGCAAACGGUUGCUGCUGUCCAGGAUUAUUUUACUUUUUUCAAUUUGCCCUGUCUCCAGUGUGUGUGUGUGUGUGUGUGUGUGUGUGUGUGUGUGUGUGUGUGUGUGUGUGUGUGACCGCAGUGUGACACCCUCAUUGGUUGCCCUCUUCCGUUGCCCCUCCUUCACCUCUACCCUCUGCACACGCACGUACACACACACAUUCACACACACGCAUGCUGAGGCGCCGGCAGAUAAAAAGGCAUUAUGGUAAAUUCCACUUAAUGACAAAUUUUUAAUUUGGGGAACAGGGCCUGCUGAAUGGAGCUUAAUUACCGGGGCCAAAGAUCCCUCGGAAAAAUAACCCCCUUGACGUGCCCAACCUGCCCGAUAAUGGAACGCUCUGCAAAACGCCUCAGAUUAACUAGCGCCGUUUAUCUACCCGUUUCCUCCCCCCUUCCAUCUCCUGCUGUAUAAUAACAAAAAUAACAAUCAUGAAAAUUCUAUCUGCCUCCCAGCCCCCAUCACCCCACUUCCCUCUGCCGCCUCUGCUGCCUCUCCUGCCUCUCCCGCCUCUCCCGCCCUCCCGCCUACUGCCUGGCUCUCUCCCGCAGGAGGAAAUUCAUCAAAAUGAAAUUGAGGUUGCAACUCACUGGUUUUAUUAAAAUAUAUUUGCCCCUUCCAGAAGCCGUGUGUUGGUGUGUUAGUGGAGUUUUUCAUCACUGAAUACAUAAGGGCUUUUUGAAUAAUUUGGUCAGUUUUGAUCAGAGAUGUGUCGUAUCCUCGCUUACAUCAGUAGGACUUGAGCCAUAUAAUGUUCACACUUGUUGAGUUGGCUGUUCUGCCUCAGAUUAAAAGUCCAGUCUGAUGUAAGCUCUUAAAAUGCCCAGAUAGAAUAAAUCACAUGUUGGCAGUGAUACAAAAGUAUACCCUUUUUUUCUCAAAUAUGAUUGGCUGUUUCAACUGUGCUGUGAAAAACUCAUUUAUGAGAGAAAGAGGCAAACUCAAUCAAAGCGGUUUAUGUCUCUUUUGAUUAAUAAAAAAGAAAACUGUAAAAAUUUCAAUCAUUAUUCCCUUAAGCCUACAGUUUUAUUCUUUUCCUCUUUUGUGCAGAUGAAACCUUUAAAGAUCAGUUUGUUUUUCUUCUUUUUUCUGAACAGGGAAAUGCUGUGACCACUAAACUCUUAAUCACACAGAUAUUGUUAAAGCAUUGAUGCAGUUUUUCACUUUGUUUAAGGAUAAGAAACAGUAAUAUACACUAACGUCCUUGAAUGUACAGUGUCAUGCAGGCUCACAGUCUAAAAACCAGUCCUUUUGUGAGGUGGUAGCAGUGGAGCUGCUUCCCUUUACACCAGUUUGAUGUUAAAAUGAAAGAUGGGAUACUCUUUACUUCACUGACAGAAGACCAGUGGGCAAGGUUUUAUUUCCCUUUGAAGAGCUGAGUGGGUUGUGAGUGCAGUGACUGCAGCUACAGCUGAUGUGAUCCUGACCCUAAAAAGUUUGUGUCCCCCCCCUAAAACCUCAAGACGAUAGAAAACAAUCUCAGCCAGAUCGAGACGAAUCCACUGUACUUAAUUAUGGCAUUGGUGGAUUUCAGUUACAAAGGUCAAUAUUGUACUUUUAAAAUGCUUGAAGUCAUUCUGGUUCUUCAUUAAUCAACUAUUAUAAUAUAUGAUGAAAAUAUAAAUAAUGCAAUAAUGGUAGCCACUAGUAUUGUGUUGGACCUCAGUGUUGGCGAAAGUCAAUACUAAAGAAUUAGAUUGAAAUCAGGGGUCAAAACUAGUGAAGUAAAAUUGUUUGAUCAUGACAUGGUUUCAGCUCUUCUUUAACCAAUUUGAAGUAAUUCAGGUUUUAAAGCAGAAAACGUGUAAAUCUAGAUGAUAUCCAUCACAUUAUGUAUCUAAUGUCAGUGGAGUUUGUACAUUUUCAAAUGUAGUAGUUUAUAUUUUAUUCAAGCCAGCAGCUCUUUUCUGUUUCACCUUCGUUUUGAGAACCUCUUUUGUUUCUGUCAGAAGUAAACACUGUCAUAUAGAACUUAGUGAAUAGCCCUUAUUUCCAGUCAUGUGUUUCUGAAACCUGCUGCUGAGCUAUGUGAGUCAAAGUGUGGCUCAGAGAUUACAAGGUCAUCACAUGAUCAAUAUCAAACUUUCUUUACUCUUAAAAGAUAAAACCCACGAUCCUGUUACAUAAAGAGAGACUUCAGUAGGGAGCAGAAAUGUGUUACAAUCUAAAUUUAAAAGACAAAUCUCUCCUGAUUCUUAAAUCUUACUCCUGUUGAAGUUUCACACGUCUUCACUAGUUUAGGGACACUAAAUAAACUUGAUUUUAAUUUAACCUACUUUUGAGACGUAGCUGUUAAGCUGAUUAAAUCAGCAGAACUAAUACUGAAUUAAGGAUGUGUGUGUUUUUAAAAACCACUGAUUAUGAACCAAUUGAUGAAGCUGAAUUUGGCGUUUGUAACUUAAGUCUUCAUUAAUCGGAGCGCUCAUGGAUGUUAACAAGACACGAUGACGACCUGUUAAACUUGCAGACAUCCGCUGGCUCAUUUUUAGAUAUCCUUAACAUGGGGCUGACACACAGACACACACAGACAGACACACACAGACGGACAGCCUUGCUCACUUUUCUUGGCCCUCUCUUGCCCCUGUUGUUGUUUACCCUGAUUGGACCAUUUGGUUGCCAUGCGGUUGCCAGGCCGCGCCCCUGCUGUGUAGUAAUUGGUGUCUGUGGUAUUGCCACGUGGCGACGGUGCUUUGACUGACAGGUUUGGCCACCUGCCCUGCCCUGGCUGCCAACACAGCAUGGAAGGGGGUGAGGAGGAAGGGAGGAGGAGGUGGCAACGGCUGGCAGGGGGUGAACGUUCGGCUUGUCACACAGAGGGUGGAGAUGUGGAUAAUCAGAGUCGGGCGAAGAUGAAAUAUGUGAUGGUUGAACACAAGGAAGGUUCAACAGCAGCCAGGAUGAUGAUGGCAUUUUGCUUUUUCAUUUACGUGUAAAGGCAGAAACCCUGUGUCAGUGAUCAGAAAAUGUCAUUUUUAGGAAUAUGGUACAUGCCAGUCUACAAUGACCAAGUUACAUUCAGGAUUCAUGGUAUUAAAAAUCGACAGCCAUUUUCCUCUGAGACGCUCACAGUGGGAACUCAAAUGUUGUUUUUUACUUGUAUUAACGUUAAGUUGGGAAUAUGACUUCAACACCCUCCAACUAAAAAGACAAGUUAUUAUUUACAGAGUUAACACUCAACCCUGAUGCAAAGAUUGUGUGACUGCUACUUGGUUGUUUUUGAUCGCCAGUUGCCAGGCAACACGAGAAACCAACUGUCAUCCAUUUAAUUGAGUCCUGCAAGAAUGAGCCGCAGAAAAAAAGGAAUGACUGAUCAAUGUUGAUUUGUAUUCUUGUGUGUCAAAGUCAACAGAUUUGUAAAAAAUACGAUUUUGGGUUUGAUGCAUAAACUAAGUCGCUUGGUGUCACCAGACUGGCACCACCAGACUGGCACCACCCAGUUCAACCCCAGUUUUUUAGGGAAGUUAGCAACAGUCACGUAAAAUAAUGCUCCUUGACACAAUCGCACAGACCUAAAACCAAUCAGAUUAGCGCAGCAUAUGACAAAGCAUAUAGUAACAGGAAUGUGAACAGAUACAGAGGAAAGAAACGCACCUUUCCCAUCGAUGAUCACUGUUUGUGCAGUUGUUUCAUUAUAAUGAAAAUACAUCAACCAGUUUGUUUAAGGAAGGCCAUCCAGCAGCAGGAGCUGAACAUUUUGGUUUAAAAUAUUCACAGAGGGGGCAGUCCUCGUCAUCAGCUGAAAUACAGGAAUGUGAUUGUUCCUAAAUAUUUGACUCUGAGGGGAAAACUUUCAGAGUGACCCUCCUGCCAGGCUUUAUAAAGUCAUGUCUUUGACUGACGGGAGUAUAUUUGAUUUUACAUUUUGUUUUACAACAUCAAAUGUAAUAAGGUGAAGCUUACUGGUGGUUUGACCUCAUGUCACCAAUGUUCACUUUAAAGCUCAGGCUAACGUUUAACUUUGGAAAAUUGCAGUUCUGUUUAACAUAACACAACAGUUUAAUUCACUUUUUCAAAACAAAAAACACAACUUUUUUUCCUCACAGUUUGAAGGCUUGUUUUCUAAAUUUACAUAAAUCCAACUGAACUGAUACCAUUGUCAGUUUUUCCUGAAAACUCAGCUGUCCUCUGGUUGACGUGCAGAUAUGUGUCAUCCCUGUAGCUCUUCAGAAAGGGGGAUUUUCACCCGGGUGUGAAACAGACUGAAAUUAAUAUUGAAGCAUCUUUACGCUCUACACAAGCCAAGGAGACCACCAGCUGCGAGACUUUAAACUGUUACAGUUAAUGCCUGAAACUGCUGACGUGUGGGAAGGUGGCACACAAAGUGCUGCUGAAAAUCUUUUCUUGUCUUUUACAUUUUUUCUGAUUUUCUCUGAUUAAAAGUUGAUCUCCCUGGUAUUUAAACUCUGUAUCUGUUCAACAGUUUGUGAAUUCCUGUUACCACCAGUGCUCUGGAAAUGUGUUUUAGUUUAUCCUGUGAAUUGGGGCUCUCCUGCUCUCUUGUUCAACAGAGAGAUCAGUGGAGAAUGACUGAGACAGAGUGUGAAAUAAAACCUAAUAAAAUCUGCAGUUUUUACUUGUGAUAGGCCUGUACUGACACACUUUAGAGCUGCUCAUUUCUUCUUAUCCAGCUCACCUCUUUUCCCUUCUUGUCAGUAGUCCACCACCACCUCUACCUGUCUGCUCUUUGCUACACAGGCUUGAUAUUCAGCUGGCAUCUCUUUUGUUGUGUUGUAAUGUGCUUCAUGGCCCCAUACUGAUGCAUUUUCACCUUCCUCCACGCCCUCCCCUUCUCUCUCCCUCUUGUUCAUCUCACUUGCUCUCCGACUCUUUCGGCUGUUGUGUUUUACACCCUCGGCUGGACUUUUCCUGUCACACAAAAAGCGUGCAGAAAAAAAAGCGAAACCCCUUUGCGUGUCGAUGUGCGCGUCUGACUUGGUCAACCUUUUGGUGUGUUUAACCUCACAAAGGGUGAGGCUGUAGGGCAAGGGUGAUGCCACAAAGGAAGCACUUCUUUUCUGCACACAUGUACACACUCACAUACACACACAGUCCGGCCUGCACACUCCCUUCGUCUCACACCAUUGUCAUGUAUAGUGUUUCUUAUCCAGCCCUGUCGCUUCAGUAUCAAACAUAACCUCCAUUCUAGGGGCAAGGCCUCUCUUUCACUCCCCUUUGUGUGUGUGUGUGUGUGUGUGUGUGUGUGUGUGUGCGCACACUGCCUCGUUUGGUGUGUUAAUGGGCCUGGGCAACAGUGUCGUACAAUGGGACGGGCUGGCCUGGGAUGCCUGUUUAAGUGUCCGGAGAGGAAGGAGGUGAUGAGGGCAACAUUGAGCAGAUUGAGGUUUUGAAGUUGCUGCAAUUGAGCGGAGGAUGACACCUCCACACACACGCACGCACGCACACUCACACACACACACAAAUAAACACACAAAAGGCAGAAAAUUUGGGUUACACUUGAGGUCGGGUUCUGUCUUGCUCUUGUAUGCGUGGGCUUCAGCGACCAGGACUUUUCUUGUGGUCCACUCAUAAACCCCCUUUUUUGCAUGUGUGUGUUUGUGUGUGUUUGUGUGUGUUUGUGUGUGUGUGUCACCCCAGGAGAUCCGGGUGUUCAUGGUUCAUUAGUCACACGUACACUUGUGCUGUGUUCUCACUGGUAAAAAGGACAGAUUCAGAGCAUCCACACACACACACAUCAAAAACACACACACACAAAAGCUUCAUCUAGCAGCUCUUACUCGCACAUAAACAUGUACACAUUUGCACACACACAUCAGCACACACACACACACACACACACACUGGCUGUGUUUUGCUGUGUUCUGCCGGCUCUGAUGAACUGGCACGCAGCCUCCUCCCCUCUCCUUCUCAUCUUCCAGUAAUCAGGGUACCUAUGAGACAGACAGGUAGCAUCUGUCGCCUUCUCUCCCCUGAUCCCUCCCUCCCUCUGUUUCACCAUCGCCCCCCCCCCCCCCUCCCCUCUCCAUUGUGUUGAAUUUCCCUAGAUGGUGGAGUGAUGUGAUAAUGCACCAGUUGUCCUAAGGAAUAAAAAACAGUAAAGCCGGCAGACCUCGUGAUGAAGAGACUGAAGGAACGUUUCGUAGAUUUCGUCUCACUGGUGUUGGACUCCGAUUUUUCAGACCCUGGUUGGGUUUUUCAAAUCUCUGUACUUUUACAAAAAAAAAUUCACCAUUAGACCACUAGAAAUGAAACAGUUGCCCUCAACAUGGCGGGGGCUUCUCUUGAGCCUGUUCAGCUGCUCUGUGAAGCUGAAACCAUCUGCUAAUCCAGCUCCAGACUCGGGCCACGAUGAAGCUCGCAGCUCUGAUAGUUUGGUUUUGAACAGGGCCUCAAAGGUUGAUUAGCAUAUUUUCACCCAGUGUACAGACAACAGAAACCACGCACCCUCUCUUCUUCUCCUCCUCCAUCCUCGCCUCUACCCCACCCCCACCCCCACCCAUGUGUUUGAUUCCUGGGCCGUGACAAAGAGCUUCACCCUUUAUCCAUGUGUGUGUGUUGGUGAGAUGGGGGGCCCUUAGAUUAAGGGAAAGCUUCCUGCUCUUUAUUUGGGGAGUCCCCCCGGGAGACGCUUUGGGAAUGACUUUCGUUGAGUCACUAACGCCUUUUCUCACGCACACAUACACACUCAGACACACUUCUUUGCACACAUACACACCUUUCACCCUUGCCUUUAUUUUGGAGCUGCCCAUUGACUGGGUCCUGCUUGUUGUUUGGCACCGACUGCUCGUGCACAGACACACACGUCACAGAGGCCCCCCAGUCUGUUCACAGUAGGUGAGCACUGCAGAGGUUCACCAUCUACUUUCUUCAUGUUAAACUAAUUCUGUACACCAGAAUAACCGCUGAUCCAGAGUCACAGUCAUAAACAACACAGGCGCAGUAAGUAAGGGUGGGCGAUAAAUUAUUGUUCACGAUUACCGUCAGAAAAUUCCUCCACGAUGAAUAUUUGUAUAAACACGAUAAAUGCGAGUUGAUGACGUAAGCGCAUGCAGCUAACUCGCAGCCGUAGCCCACGCAGAUCAGAAUAACAAACAAAAAUGGCCAAAGGUGAUAAGAGAAGACGUCUCUGAGCAGGUUGUUGCUAAACAAGGCUCCACAUGAGGGAUUUCCUUCAAGAUUUAGACGAGUGCACUCAGAUAUGCCUGAUAACGGACAGAGGAUCUGCUCACCCUAUUCACUCUGUGCAAUAAGAGUUUUUAAUAAAUGUUGAAAGUGUUUUCACAUUUCACUAGUUUUCUCUAUAACCUAACAAUUAAACUCAAAGUCAAGUAUCUUACUUGACUUUGCCAACUGGUGUCCUCAAGACAGAACAGGUCAAAAACAUAGAAAUGAAUUAUAAUUCCUUUAUCAGAAUGGCAAAGCUUAUCGUGAAAUAUUUUUUAGCCCAUAUCGCCCAUCACUAGCAAUAAGUAGAGCUAUGGUACUUUAGCUAGUAGCUAUGGAGAUUAAUAGACUAGUUAAUGAUGGAAAACUGACGUCGUUUGGUUUGAGUAAAAAUGCCAAAUCUUGGCCUGUAACCACUCCACAAAUGUGAAAACUGUGGAGUUUAUUUCAUCUUAUUUCAACACAAAAACAACAUGUUCAGUCAUCAGGAAGAGAUCUGUCAACAGAGAAAAAACAACUUUUUGGAGUAGACUAACUUUGUGCUUAUUUUUUUAAAUGCACUCUCGCUGACUCUUUCCUUGCAUCUCUCAUUUAUAACCUUAUUAUCUUAAACACAAUCUGCCAAUGCAUAAAAAGACUCACAAAUGCAUCCACAGAUUAGUGCACAAAUCCACAAAUGUGCACGUGAACCACAGCUGGUUUAUCAACUGUAUAAUAUUUACAGAUUAUUUUGCAACACCCCUGAAAAACUGAUUUAUUUACCACCCAGUAGAAAAGUGACUUCUAAAAAUCGAGAUCAAUCCUGAAGGAAGAGAAUAAAGCUAUCAUUGACAAACAGAGAUUUUAUCCACAAACUUGAUCAGUGGUGCCACUUUAUUGAAAAGUCCUCAGUAUUCUCAGUCGGUGUCGAGGCCUUUUUUCAAAACAGGACAUAUAUUGUGUGUAUAUCUCUGUGUUGUACAGGAAGUGGACACUGAACCUCAGGAAAGAUCAUCAUCAUAAAUAGCUUAGGAACCAGGAUUUGACAAGACUUGAGGUCUGUCACCUUGGCUCGAGCUGAAUUGAAAAUGAAACAGCCGGGUGCCUGCACCGAAACAGAAACGAGACAUCCCAACAGUGUGUGAAACUGUUUUGUUAAACCUUGGUUAUUUUGUUUUCUUUAUUUUUUUGAAAUUAAAUAUUUGGGACAUCCUUCAGCCUUACUUUUUUCUUCCAUUAGCAUCCAAGUUAAAGUCCAAAGCUUUUGCUUAAAGUGGCUUUUAAAUGAGGAUGUGUGUGUGUGUGUGUGUGUGUGUGUGUGUGUGUGUGUGUGUGUGUGUGUGUGUGUGUGUGUGUGUGUGUGUGUGUGUGUGUGUGUGUGUGUGUGUGUGUGUGUGUGUGUGUAUUUGGGGGUGAAGGUCGUGACAGAAAGAAGGCUCAUCCAAACAGCAGCCAUUUUAAUUUGUUUGACAGAGAAGUGAGGUGAUAACCUCCCUCUGCAGCUGCACACCCACGGAGAAGGGUGGGGGGGCGCACGAAAAGAGAGGGAGCGAAAGCAAAAGGAGGGCUGAGCAGAAUUGUGAUAAAGGGUCCAGAUAGAGAGAGUGGGGAGAGAAAGAGGAAGAGAGAGAGAAAGAGAGAGAGAGAAGGGUGGAAAGGAGAGCGAAAUAUUUGAUUACGGCUCAAGGCUGCAUGUUUGUCCAAAGGCUAAAGACUGUCAAACAGCUAAUGGUGGGGGUCGAAGUGUGGGUGUGUCUGCGUGUGUUUGUGAAAGCAUGUGAGCCUGUGAGGGCUGCUUCUAUCACAAAAUAAUUUAUGCUGAGUACGUGUGUGUGUGCUUGCGUGUGUGCGUGUGUGUGUGUGUGUGUGUUGAAUUUUUUGGACGUCAGUUACAGUUCUGUGGGUCUGAGGAGAAUACAGUGGUCUCCCUCAGGGCACUGUUAGUGCCACUCUCAUACAGAUGUGCUGGGCUGCCACUGUGUCAGUUUCUGUAUGUGUGUGUGUUUGCGUGUGUGUGCGUGUCUGUGUGUGUGUGUUAUCCUCUAACUGGAAACCAAACUUGCUCCUCAGGGUGUGGAGUUCUUAAUGGUGUUGGAUAUUGCUUAGAUUCCUCAGUUGUGGUUCUCAUAGAAAGUUGGUUUUUGGUGUUUUUCUGUGACCAUUUUGGAUCUGCAUAAACACAGACACUCAUGUCCGAACACAGUUUUAAAAAAGAGAAGAAAACUGUAGAUUUUAACAAACCUAUUAUCCUUUGACUCUCCGUCCCAAAGGUUGUUUGAUCUUCUAUGAUUUUAAAAUAUGUUCAGUUUUAUUUAUACCUGUUUAUAUCUUACUUCUAUAUUUAUGGAAAAAGGAAGUUUAAUCACCAAAAAUGAAAUUCUUAAAAGUCUUGAAAACAGAUUGUAUUUAUAGAUGUGUUUUUCUUUUCUUCUAGAUGUUGAAGAGGAUGAGAGCUGGUUGGUUUCUGAAAAAGACAAGGAGGUAAGAGCCAACGAAAUACUCUAUUUCAAUUUUGGUCAAGUGAUUUUCUGAAAAAUAGGACAUAAAAGGGAGAUGUGUUACUAAUUUGAACAUGAUGGAAAAUGAAUUUAAAGAAGAUUUAUGUGACAAAAUACUAAGUAAGGGGUUGUUUUAUAUCUUAAAAUCUAUCUGAGGGGUAAUGUGUGAUUUCUUACAUGUUCUUGGCUGUUCUUUAUAACAGCUUAAACCUCAUCUCUGUCAUUCAUAAUUCACUGAAAAUAAACUUUCAAUGUAAAUGCUGGUUAAUGGUUUAACUCUGCCUUUUUUUUAUAUAUACAAACAUCACCUCACACAACAGCAGGUGUUUCAUUAACUGUGUGUAUUUCAGGCCCAGAUCUAUAACAGAGACAAGGGUGCCAGGAUCCCGGUCCAGCGGCUGCCACACAGAUACUAUACUGGCAAAAGUGUCCAGUGUAGAAACUGCAACAAGACCGGACAUCUGUCCAAGAACUGCCCUGAGCCCAAAGUCAGUCUCAUAUCUACAACAUGAACAUACUGAUCAAUACAGUCAUGUAAAACUACCAACUGCAUUUGUAUCUUAAAAAAUCUGUGUGUUUGUGUGCAGAAAUUGCUGCCCUGUCUCCUUUGUGGAACCCCAGGCCACACGGUGAGCAGUUGCCCCAAUAGACACUGCAACAACUGCGGCCUGCCAGGGCACUUCUCCGACUCCUGCAGCGAGCGAGCGUACUGGCACAAACAGUGUCAUCGCUGCAGCAUGACUGGACACUUUUUUGAUGUGAGUAUACCAUCCUGUUUGUUUGGACAAAUAUUACCUCAAGGCCAAAAGUAUGCAGGCACACAGAUGUGAGGGUUUUACGACUCAGUCCGAACUCUGAGCAUUAGUCUGCUGCAGCAACAGCCCAGAAUACUCUGGGGAGAGUUUCAGUGAGGUUUGGACCCUGAGUGUAGAGAUUUAUUCCCACUCUGUCCUGAGUGGGGUUGGUUUUGGAUACUAGGACCUCAGUAUGAACCUGACUCAAAGCAGGUAAACACUGAGUCAUGCUGUAUUGACCUCAAAGGAGAGAACAAAGUUUUACAAGAAUAAGAAUUAAACGCCUGACUAUCUAACCAGCACUACUUAUUAACAUGAUUAGAGAGGUAUGCUAUAGUCCAGUGGUCCCCAACCUUUUUUAUAACAGGGACCAGUUUUAUGCAGGAAACUUUUUCAAAGGACCAGGUCGGGGCGUGGAGGUUCCAAUAACAAACCUUCAUCAGUACAUAGUUUGUACAUAAUAUUUAAUCUGAAUACAACAAUUACAUUUUAUAUUAGGCACUUUUCAUUACACUAUAACAUCAGCUCAGAACCCUUUCUCCCAAAGCCCCUUCUCUCUCUCCAGUGAACUCUGUUUCUGGCUCACUUUUGCGAGGGCUAGUUUGUGUCGCUGAUGAAAGUAAAUGACGCGCCAAAGAGUGAAGCGCGAAAGUGAGGCGAUGGCAGAAGUGGUGGUCUUUCAAAGUAAGAUACUCGGAAAACAGAUGAAGACGAAAAUAAUUUAUCACAGGUAUUAUUUUUUGCGGCCCGGUACUGAAUGAUCCAUGGACUGGUACUGGUCCAGGCCUGGUGGUCGGGGACCUCUGCUAUAGUCACUUCCUAUUUAUUGGAGCAAGAACUUCAGUGAAGAAUCAGUGGCAGAAACUUUGUAGGCCAACUUUUAACAGGCAGAAACUUUGAACAGAACCAGACACGUUGGUUCUCAGUCAUCUGCUGGGACUGGAGUAAGAGACGGAAAGAGGGAGAUGGUUCGACAAACACACAGAUAUCCACACAAACAACUCGAGGAGUCCUACUAUUACUACCACCCACCCCCCGUUUUCUGCCCCCUCUCUCCCCCAUUUCCUCCCACGUGAUCAAGAGUGACCGGGGGUCAACACACGCUGCUGUUCACAUUAAUUGAUACACUUCAACAAUUACAGCUUAGUUAUGUCUCUGCCAUGCUGCAUAUUCCAGCUGUGGACGUGUGUGUGGACUGCAGUGUGUGUGUGUGUGUGUGUGUUGGCACUGAAGGGUGAAUCUAAUGACCAUCAAUGACAAUUAUCCUACCGCAACGUUCAUUACCCUGCCCAUUUACACUAAUGCCAUAGAAUGGAAAACCCUGUGUGCAUGUAAGAGCCUACUUGUGUGUCUCCCCCACCCAACCCCCCGCCCCACGUUCUUCCCUCUCUCUCACUCUCUCUCACUCUCUCUCUCUCUCCCUUUCUCUCAACCAUUCAGUCAUGUACCGUGCUCUGUGUAAUGGAUGAGUAACCAGGUGAACACCAGAGGGAGAGGGGAGACCAGGACACACACCGCCCACUUUUUCUCUCUCUCUCUCUCUCUCUCUCUCUCUCUCUCUCUCUCUCUCUCUCUCUCUCUCUCUCUCUCUCUCUCUCUCUCUCUCUCUCUCUCUCUCUCUCUCUCUCUCUCUCUCUCUCUCUCUCACUUCCACUCUCUCUAUCGUCAGGUCUUUUCCUUCUCUUUCUCCAGAUCCCCACAUACAUCAUCCACUCUCUUUGCAUAUUGUUUUAACAACACACUAAGGUGCAAAGUUGUGUGGCAUUUUAAUUACCUUCUCCUGGCACCGCACAACUUUUUUUUUUUUUCCUCAUCGCGCUCACAAAUGAUACUGUACGUGUUAGAGUGUGUGUUUGAGAGAGGAACAGAGAGUCAGGUCUCUGUCCCCUGGGCCUUUCUGUGUCUCUCAUUAAAGACAGACGGUUGACGGAGCGCGAGUGUGUCGCUCGCCUCGCCUGUCGCCCUCGACAACAACACACUACCCCGGCGGUCUGGAGGGAGAGAGCAAACAGGAGGGAACCGGUGUGUGUGUGUGUGUGUUAAUGUGCGUGCGCAUGUGUGUUGAGUAGGAAACUCGACGAGAGGUGGAGGAAAAGAUACAGCUAUCAAAAUUUCCCAUCUCGGUAUUCAAAUGUAAACAUCUAAGAUUAAGCAGGAAAAAGUGGCGUGCGUUCUUCAAAGGUCACGAUUCAAACAAGCAGCCAAGGCCAAAUACUCUUCUCUUAAAUGUGACAAGAAUUUACAUAUUAUGCAAAUCUGUGUAAGAACUUGUUUAGUGAAUUCAAGAAGAAGAACUAAACAGCCUCCGUCACAGAAAGAGGCUCAGAUCUUCCUCCUUCCCCGGCUCCUCUCUCUGUCUCUCUCACUCAGUAGGUGUGUAAGUAGAUAAAUGUUGUUGCCCGCGGCGAGUGCGGCAUUUUCAAUUUCCCUGUGGGAAGUGGCGGCGGUUGGGAAAGGAUGUCAGAACGCUUAAGGAACAGCGUGGCGAAGCUCCGGAGAUAAUGCUUUUUCCACACCGCGACAAAACGACUGACUGCUUCACUUACAGACUGUUUGACUGACUGCAGAGAGUCACAAGGGUGGAAAGGAAACAGUCUGAUGCAAAAUAUCAGUGAAGUACAGGAUUCAUAAGAAACAGGGAAUGAAACUUGGGCGUCUCUAAGCUCCGUCUCUGUGCUCUCUCAUCUUUGCCCAGAUGUAUUUUUAUCACUGAAUCCACUAUAUUCCACUUUAAAUUUUCUAUAUUAUUUUUAUCUGCUCUGUUAAAGUCUUCAUCUUUAAAUUAUAAUAUCAAUUGUUUUCCUUCUCCCUCAGGCUUGUCCAGAGAUCUGGAGACAGUACCACAUCACCGUGAGUAGACCAACUCCAAACUAACACCACUCACUAUCACUAUCUAACCCUAUCGUGAACACUGAACUGAAGCACUCUGACACUUUUUAUUUUCACUUUUUUUUUUGUCAUGUACUUAGGAUAAUCUGUCUUGGGGGAACAGAUGAGUAAUGGGACAAAAUUGCAGUUAACAAAAACCAUUUUUAGUAAAUCAAAAGGUCAGUGUUUUGGUUGAAAGCCCCUGAGUCACUGGCAGCAAGCUCUGAGUAACAAACCACAUGCUUCACCAAUAACAAACCACAGCUGGAGUUUAAAGGCAGAACAAGGCCCACGAUUAUAGCCUCUUUCUCACAAUAAGGAACGACUGAAUGAUCAAUAAAUGAAACAUAAACACAGAAGCGAGCCUCAACGCUGCCUCAGCCAGCAUAUCUUCUGCUUUCCUUGGAUUGCAGUUUCCUUUACUCACCUCUGUAGAGAGACCAAAAAAGACCACGUCUCCUUCGAUAUUUAGUUUUCACCUUCACAUUCAUCAUUGAAGCAGUCUGUAUUAUUAAGGAUUACUUUAGAUUGUCUCAUAUUCUCUGAUAAUCUCUCACUCUGACAGUAUAAACAAAAUCCGAAGCAUUUAUAGAGUUCUGACCAAUACUUUAAAGGUAUCCAGUAUAUUUUUAAAGGUCAGUUGUAGUAGAGUUAAAUGCAAUUAAAUGACAAAAGACUAAGGAAAAGUGUCAAAUUAAUAGCAUCACUGGUUGUUGAUUGGUAUUGUAUGGCUGCCUUGUGGUCGCAGAUCUGAUGCUACACUAUCUGCUUCCUGAUGGCUGAGUAUGUAAGGGGUCUCUUCACAAUUUUCGGUGCUUUUUUUUUUAGACAUGGCCACAAACAAACUUGUAUACAAAACAUCUCCAGUAUGCAUAAGCGAUCUGGAGACACUUGACGCAAACCCGUGCGACUGUGAAACCACACCUCUCUGUAAAACCUACCCCGGAAUAGUGUGAAACUAGAGGAGGAAACAAAUCUGGUUCUCCUUUAAUGACGGCAAACAGCACAUCCACACUGCUCUGCUCACAGCCUGGGACUCCUCCUAGAUCUUUAUAUGCCAAAGCUGCUUCACUGGAACAGAAAAACGAGUCUUUAACAAUCAAAUUAAAUGGUAACAAGUCAGGAGCACCAACACGUGUACAUGGAAACCUGCUCUUACUCUGGAUCACUGAUUAAACAGGCAAGGUCGGUUGAUUUGUGCAAAGAGAGCUUCACACUGUAUAGUAUCUGUUAACUAUAAUGCACAUCUCUGCCUCAAGUUCUGCAUUUACAAUAGAUCAUUACAUUUCAUUCUCUGUUUUUAUAUAAAGGUUAAAUUUCAUACAAAUAGCAAGUGAUUCGGGCUGGGCGAUAAACCGAAAAUUUACUGAUACCGAAAUUUACGACAAUAACCGACGUCAUUCUGCCCGUAUCGGUAUAAUAAAUAAAAAAAUAAAAAAAUAAAUAAAAGUUGGUUUUGGAUGUGUGUAGGUAGGCUAUGGUCUCAUGUCCCUUUAAGACGCUGUCCUACUUCAGAGACGUGACUCCACCCCAUCCAGUCCUUAACAAAGAGGGAAAGACAGGUGAGGAGAUGGAGGACGGAGAGAAAGUUGGAGCGGCUGAAGUAGACAAAGCUUGUGGAGUAGUUAUCGUCCAUUAUUGAGAUGGACUGCUCAAUAUAUCGUGAAAUUGAUUUGAGGCCAUAUCACCCAGCCCUACAAGUGAUGCACGAGCACUUUACAUACUCUUGUUUAUUCUUUAACGAUGUUGAAAAUAAUUCUGGUUUUAAGUUCAUAGAGCGAUCCAGCCGUCAGCACUCAACCUGUGUCAAAAUUGGUCAAAUCCCAGCGGAUGCAGGAGUUCUGCAGAGUCCCAAUUAAAAUCAGACAAAUGUAAAAGAACAAGGUAGUCGUGAUGGAGGUGGUGGUGGAGGUGGUGGGGUUGAGGAGAGGAGGGACUCUAAGUCACAGCACACUCACACUGCCCUGCUUACAGUCAGUGACUCUUCCUAGAUCUUCCUUUUCACAAACUGCUUCACUGAAACAGAAAAAUGAGUUUAACAAUCGGUGACAGUGGAGAGAUAUACCCUUAAAAAUCGUCCGUUUACUUUGGCAUGUAGCUUUUCUGAAAUUCACCUGAGGAAAAUUGUCUUCUUUGGGUACCAUAAAGGUAAAUGUGUCACGCCAUCAGCCGGCGAUCGAUCAGUUUGUUGCAGUUGGUAUUGAACUCACCCUGUGGCAGAUGAGUGAACCAUGGCGGGAAAAUAAAACACCUUAGAAGAUAAAGUGUCAAAAGCGACAGAAACGUUUAGAUCUUUUCAUUUAUUUGUUGCAUUCAUGUUUGAUUUAUUUAUUGACAUCUGUGUGCGCAAAAACAUGUCAAAGAGUAGAAAAGUGUGUGACAGUCACAUGGGCCAAAUGUCAGCAGGGAUGGAUUUGCUUGUUUGUGUUUGCGUGUGUGUGUGUGUGCGUGCGUUUAUUCCAAAUCUGAAAAGAGAAGUGGUUUUCUUGGCUUCUUAUGUAUGCGUAUCUGUGUGUGUAUUUGUGUGUGUGUGUGUGUGUGUGCAUCUAAGCGAGGGGGUGAUAUAGACCUCAGCCUAAGAGAAAAGAGCAGCUUGUUUGUCAAUUAAAAGACGUGAUAAAGCAUGAAAUGGGCUGCCAACACCACUCGGGACGAGGGAGCAGGAGAGAGAGAGAGAGAGAGUGAGGGAAGAAGAAGAAGAAGAGUGUGUGUUUGCAUACAUCUUGGCAUAGACUGUGUGUAUGCGUGUGUUGGGGGAGGUCUGUCACUCUCCUCUAUGGAGAUUAAUUAGCAGGGGCUGUCUAAUGAAAAGGCAGCAUCGUUAGCGCGAGGGUAGCACGGCGGGAUAGACGUAGGAAAGAGGAGCGAGGAGGGGAGGAGGGAGCAGGACGGGAUGUUCCAGGGGAGAUGCUGGCAGAGAGGACGGCAGCCAAGUUUAAUUGUUGCACAAGUGGUGAUGGGGGGAUUCUCUAUAUGUUUUACUGCGAUGGUUUUGUUUUGAUUCGCAGUCGAGAUACGAGAUGUUCGGGAUCCAGGCGGGAGAGCGGCAGAAAGAUUCUUUGGUCACCUCCCAAAAUGAUGAAACCAUCUUUUUUUUUUUUUCGUGUGUUUCCCAGAGUGUUGUGUGUGACAGCGUGCUUUAACGGGUGGAGGAUUGUGACCCAGGUCUAAUUGAAGUAUUUAAGCCAUUUAAGCACUUGGAACAGAAGGUCGUUACACAUCCAAACUGGCAUGGGGUUAGGGGCUCACGUAGACACUAACACACACCUGCACACAGGCAUACACGGGGCUCCUUCUGUUUAAGACAGCCUCAUUUUAUUCAUGAUGCUGCUUAUGACCCUGAACUCCCCAAUGUGAGAAAGUGUGUGUGCGUGUGUCUGUGCGGGUCUAUGUGUAUGUGUAUGUGUAUACCUGUGUGUUUGCUUUGGGAGAUGUGACUCUGUCACCUUCCGCUGGGCUCAGCCAGGUGUGAAAAGGCAUUCUGUCAGACCUCCCUGCUACUGGGUCCAUUUAUCCUUCGUGUGUGUGUGUGUGUGCGCGUGUGAGAGGGAGAGAGAGUGUGUGUGUGUGUGUGCGUCUGUGUGUUGAGUCCGUUUAUCUUUAGUGUGUUGUCUGCCUGCACCUGGCCCUCAACUAACAAACUCCUCCAAACCACAGUAUAGACCAUAAAGCCCUGGGGUAUUUACUGAGAAAGUAAGAUACUGACACACAUGGGCACACACAUCCACACACACAAACACACUCACUCACUUCUACAAAUAUAUAUAGAGCAGUUAGUGAGGUAAAAAGCUUUACGUUUUCAUCUCGCUCUUGUCAUAUAGUUUUAAAUACAUUUUUAUACAACAGUAAAACAAAAAAAAAGGAUUUGCUUCAACAAAUUGUUUUUUUGUGUUUCUUUCUCUUUCACUCUCACACUCACUCACACACACAAACACACACACACAUACGCACACACACACUGGUUUUCCUCCUCCUCUUUGCAUAAAUGUUUGCAGCGUGGGGUUUCUUCUUUCCUGCCGGCCCCUCCUGCCUCCCUCUCUUCAUUUGUUGACUUCUCUUCCACUUUUGCAUUAUGAGUUUCACUCCCUCAGCAUCACUGGGAAACUUCUUCAAUGUUGUGUUUAUCGUUAAAUCACAAAUCUUUUGAAAUCCUACCUCUUAGAUGUAUUCUAGCUGUUAUUAAUUUGAGUGAAACCAUGUAUUAGUAUUUUAACUCACAUAGUCCAGCUAUCAUCCUCUUAUUAGCCUUUAUUUCCCAUAAUGCCAUUGAGCAGGCAAGUUCAUAUUUUCUAUAUGAUUCAAUCAGUUUGGUUAUCUGAGCUUGGCUACUGCUCGCCCAGAUAUCAUCCAUCAUUUCCUCUCUGUGCUCCCUCAAUGUUUGUUAGUCAGUGAAAAAUGAAGAUUUAAGAGAGAAAUAACAGAAAACGGCUUUUAUACGUCGUGGCUGAUGGUAGAUCACUACGCUGGCUGGUGUGUUUUUUUUUAAUUGGCUGAUAAUGUUCAAUGGAGCUGAAAAUGUCAAAUUGAAUUCACAUUUCUGUUAAUCCAAUCAAUGCCAGGAUACCAUUACAGAGAAAGUGACUCAGGAAUCAAUUAAUGUAGGUGUUAAUCAAUUAAUCUGUUUCACUGAUAAAGUUCAAAAAGCAGCGGUUGUCUCACACUCACAGUUACAAUUGUUAAAUUCUGUUUCAUGAAACAAACUAUCCAACGGACAAAUAUGUGGGUUUACAGUCAAACUGAAAAAUGAGAGUCGCCAACAUUUCAGGUUGAACCGGCUUUUGAUUGUCGCAGUUUAAAGACAGAAAUUUUAGUUUAGGAGUUUAAAGUUUCUGUGAUUUCGACAUGUACGGUAACUCCGCACAGUAUUUGUGGAUUGUUAGGAACAGAGAUGGAGAAAAUUAAAACUGUAGGCUUGAAAAUAAAACCAGAAAAAAGGAAGAACUGUGAAGAAGUUGUAUGGAUGGGUUCAAUGAUGGAUGGAUGAAGAAAGAAAGAAAGAAAGAGGAGAAUCCGGGUCCAUGUUGGCUGACCUGCUGUCCUUACACAGGCUUGGUUAAUGCAUGUAAAGAUCAUGCAUAAAUGCAUGCCUUUAUUCAUACAACACACAGAAGUCACUGUGACUUUUUCCUCCUGUUAGUGUUGUCAGGAUGCUGCUAAGCUUGGUUAAGACCAGAGCGCCACCUUAUGACCAGAGGAAGAAGUGCAGGUUCUUUUUUAAACCAGUCAGUGCAUUCGAGAUCUAAAAUAUCCUCUGUAAAAAUUUCAGGACAUAAACAUUCAUCAAGUCUUGCUAAAUGAUCACAUUUCCCCUCCUUUUUUUGUUUGUGUGAACUGUUUAGUUUGUCAGUUUAAUAGUUGAUAUUUGAUUAGAUACCAACCAAGAAAAAACAAUGUGAGAAAGACGAGAAGCAGAGAGGUAAAAUAAGAGGAAGAGAGAGAGAGAGAGAGAGAGAGAGAGAGAGGUGUGGUUGAAAGAGAUUCAGAGGAUAGAAGGAGAGAGAGAGAGAGAGAAGGUGGGGGAGUGUGUUAAAAGAGACAGGGCAAGUGAGUGUGCGCACACAGCAGCUGAUUGGUGCAGGUAGAUCAGUGUGUAAGCAUUGAUUGGCCUCUCUUUAGAUAGUAGUGGUGACACCUGUAUGUGUGUGUUUAUUGAUCGGCGCCUCUUCGCAUGGACUGGAGCUGGGUCUGUGUGAGUGUGUAUCGAACGAAUUGUCUCCUCACAGUGGUAUCAGCGUGUGUAUCGAUCUUUUCCUCAGGGACAGGUGUGUGUGAAUGUGUGUGUGUGUGUGUGUGUGUGUGUGUGUGUGUGUGUGUGUUUGUGUCUCUCGGGUAAAUGUGAAAAAACAGUCUGUGACUUUUUAAUUCAAUACAGAAAUUAAGCCGUUUUAGCCGCUCUCUCUCUCUCCCCAAACUCCAUUUGGUGUCCCCCUUUUCUCACCCAGCUGCCCUUCCUUCUUCUCUUCCUUUCUUGUAUUCGGUACCUUUUGAUACCGUUUGUCUCGUGCUCUUUGUCCAGAGGGUUCUUGGCUGUAUGCUAAUAUUCACACACGCCUUUGUUAACCCAAGGUUAGAACAUUUUGACACUUUAAAUCCUCCUCUUUUAAGAAAAAAAAAAUGUUGAAAGAAGGAAGUCUGACAUUUUAACAAAGUAGAGCUCUUGAGAGUCAGAUCAAAGCAAACAUAAGAGUACAAAUACGCCACAAAAUACCAAGUCUGUACUAUUUAAAUGCUUCAUUUCUGUCAUGGGGUUUCAGACGCAUUAUUAUUUAAAAUUUUUAGAUAGUUGUAAAGCACAAAAAGUACUUGGUUUUCUUUUUGCUUGGACAAUUAUGACUCUCUUUCUCAAAUGAAGUACAUGUGGUCUACCAUGACCUUAGUCUUGUACAGUGAAAUUAAUUAAACAGCAUCAGCAUCACAGUAAACCCCUUAAAUUAACCACAAAAGCCCUCAUGUUAAAAGAUUUAUUAAAAUUACAACUGUGCAAUUUGAUAAAACAGCCUACAGUGUCUUAUAUAUUGAUGUUGCACAAAAUUGGAGCAAUUUUUUAAUCAUUUGCUGUUUUUUGUUUCCAAAACUUUAUCACAGUACAAAGUCCAAAAAGAAACCAAGAGGUUUUUUCUUUGUGGCUCCACUUUUGAGGAUUCUAACCAAUAUUCAAAGCAGCAGAGUUCAAUCCAGUCCUUAUAGCGAAGCAUAUUUUUCCGUAUUUUUACACUUCUCCAGUAUAAAAGUGGUUAAAUAACGGUAGACAACAUGGAGGUCUUACCCUAAACAGAGUUUUUGUGAGUCCAGCUGGAAGAACGGAUUUGUCUCUGAGGAAGUGGCUGAUCCAGCAUCUGUGUAGCAGUCCAGUUUAAGAUCCUCAAAGCAAAAUGUUACAGAGAAAAAACUGAAAUGCACAGAGCUGUUUUUCUCUCUAUCAUUUUUUGGGAGUUAUUUUUAUUUUUAUUUUUUUAUUUAUCUAUUAUUUUUUUUAAAUUUUGUCCCGAUAAUGUAAGUUUUUAAAUCCACACUUUUUCAGACAGCAGAGAAAAAUGAUCAGAGUUAUAAAUCCAUCAGAGUUGAUCUUUUGGUAUUUGAAAAACUGUGCCAUUCCUCACUAAUUUGGCUCAUUUUGCCGUUCAUGUAAGAUGGUUUGUUUUUCCUGUAAGACCACAUGUACUUGCUUCAAUCUGCGACCAAUGUCCAUAUUUUUGCUGUUUUCUUCUUUUUUAAUUGAACUUUCAAUAAAAUUGUAAUUUUAAUUCUGUAAUUCACAUUUAAAAAAUAACACUAAAUGUUUAUGAUUUGCUUUUGUUAAUAAAUGCACGUUGCCCUGCAGCAUAAAGACUUUGCAAACUAAUGAAGCAACACAGAACAUAUUUGCACUAUCACAGCACUGUGUCUGCUGUAAAGGUGUUUAAAAUUUUUGAUAUUCAAAGAGAAAUUCAAAAGCAAAAUCUUUUAUUAAACAUUUUUAUCAACAAGGUCUUUUAAUUUACUUAUUUCGAGCUUAAUCUGUGAAAUGUACAACCCACUGUUGUGAUAGGCUUUGUGAGCACAGCGGGGACACUGUGUUCUGGUUUAUUGUUGGUCCCACUGAUGGGAAAGGAUUCCUCCUGAACUGUGGGACAAAAAGGGUUUUUAAAAAUGUAGUUUUAAGUGCAGUUCAAGAAGAUAAAGCUAUCGGAAAAACGUUAAUUUGUAUGAUUCUUUAUUUUAUUUUUUUUGUAAAAGCAACCCUCUGCUCUCAGAGUUGACCCACAUGAGUCUGGAUUGACUUAUAGAUGUUAGAUGGAUACAGCUGGAUACUAGUUACAGAAACGGACUGCUUUUUUAUUUGUUUGUUUUUUUACUGUGUUGUUUGCAAGUUAAGAAUAAUGACAGGGUACAUGUAUUUCCUCUCUGAUCUCUGGUCUCACUCCAGUAGUUGAGAUCAGCCUCAGGCUUUUGUCAGGCUGCAGGGUUAGAGCGCCCUCCAGUGGUCAUAUAGAGAACUAUAAAGAGGAAGUAUCAAACUGAGAAUAUUUGCAACUAGUUUAACUCGAGUUUUUUUGUGUGGAGUUUGUUGAGUUGGUCAGGCCACUAUUUUUGAUCUACUCAGGGAAAUGAAGUGAGGAGUCUGAAUGUUUCUUUUUAUGCCUGUUUAUUUAAAACUUUUUUACCUCUUUAUCCCUCUUGAGAAAAACUCAAUCAAGUGGCUUUGGAUCUAUUUUCAAAAGUUAGUCACCAAGGAUUAAUAAACUUCGGGACGCUCUGCUACUUUUCAAUGGACUAGCAUGUUUCUUGUUCCCUUGUAUCACCUGUAUUAGUAACUUUGUCAACAAGGGUUUUCAGUUUUAUAGACUAACGAAAUCUAAAUCAAAACACAACUUAGGAUAAAACAGUCACACUGAGUCUAAAUCAUGUAGGAUUCAUUCUUUUUCAAAACACCUACAGCUGAUUGAGAGUCGAGAGAAAAAACUUUUUUAACAAUGUGAUUAAAAAAAACUAACUAGAACUAGAGACUAGAGAAAAAAUCAAAGAAUAACAGAAGAGAAAAUAAAAAGUAGAUUGAUAGAGAAUAUGUAUUCAAUGUGGCGCUGAGGGGGGACAUGUAGUCAUGUACUUGAAGGGUUUUUGAGUCAAAAGGUCACCUAUUAGCUAAACCUCAUAAAUGACCUGUAAUUUAAAUAAUAAUUACCUCUACAGCACUUUCUUCUUCUUCUUCUUCUUCUUUUCUUUCUGAAGUCACAGGUUUAAGUUUCCACCUUUAAUCCACUUCUUUCUCUGCCUUUCACCUCUUUUAUUCUCUUCUCUUACAUUGUGCUCAUUCAGACAGUGCUCUGUAGAAAGCCUUUAAAUCCACAUCUAUUCACUCGGCUGUUUUUGCUGCCUCAUCAUUGUACGGUCCAGUCCUGUCCAGUCCUCUCACCUCUGUCACGUUUAAAGACUCUGAACUCUUUAUUCCCCCUCAGACGUAGACACAGACUGUACAAGAGGUGGUAGAAUCACUUAAAAAGAAACGUCUAUUGUGUGUUUUUUAAUCUCUUUCUAUUGACAGUAAGCGGUCGACAGGACGAAAAGUAAAGACCUUCGUUUGAGAGUAACAUAGGAAGCAAAAGUCAUCGGGGAAGAAGUGCAACAGUAGGCUAGGAAAUCACACACAAGUGUUUGUGAGUGUCCGUACUCUCACAGCUUUAUAUCUACAGUCGAAGUUUAUUCGGAAAUAUCUAACAUGAGGCAAAGCAGAAGUUGACACAUAAAGACAGACACAGGCCAGAAAAAAGCAGUACAAACUUCAGUUGGAGGAAAUAAACAACUAUUUGAGUCACUUUUCAUGCAAACUUGACAAAUUAUCACUGGCAGCAUCUUCUCAAAUGACAUACUUCAAUAAUUUUUUCCUCAUCUUAUUUUCCAUUUGUUCUUUUGAGUUAAAAUGACCUAAAUCUUGUUUAAAUUAUUGUUUAUUCGAUUUAUCCAUAAUAAUAGGGCGGCAGUAACUCAGGAGGUAGAGCGUUGGGCCAAUAACUGGAAGGUUGGCGGUUCGAGCUCCGUCCUAUCCCUAGUCUGUCCGUUGUGUCCUUGGGCAAGACACUUAACCCACCUUGCUCCCAGUGUGUGUCCUCCACUGGUGUGUGAUUGUGAGUGUUGUGUGGUGGUGGUCGCAGAGGCCGUAGGCGCAGAAUGGCAGCCAUGUUUCCACCACCACCAAAGUGUGACUGUGUGAGUGAAUGAAUGAUGUAUCCAAUGUAAAGCACUCUGAGGGUCUCUGAGAAAGCCCUAUAAAAAUCUGAUGCAUUACUAUUAUUAUUAUUAUUAUUAUUAUUAAUAGAUCAUUGUAAGGUCAAGUUUUGUAAUGAGUUCAGACCUUGUAAUGAUGAAAAUGUGGAAUAACAGCAAAGACAGUUGAAGAAAACAAACUAAAAACUAAUAGACAAAAACUCAUCUUUUUCACAUUUCUUUGUAUUUUAAUUUCUUUGCUGUAUUUGUGAAGAAAACACUUCAUUUUGAGUUCAUUCUUUGGUACAAGCGUUUCCACAUAUAUACUGUAUAUGGAUAGCCGUACACACACACACACACGCUCUCUUCCACAGCGUUGCAGUGUUAUCAGCAGUCUGGCAGGUUUUGCAGGUCUUUGUGCCUUUCCGCUCAGCUGGAUUGUGUCCGUUUUUUGUUGUAGAGGCAUUUGUGUGUGUCUGAAAGUGUGUGUUUGUGUGUGACCUGUUGGCUAAAAUGUAAAACUCUGGUUUAACAGGAUGACCAGGGCGCCAGAAAGUCAUUCUCUGAGUGCGUUUGUACAUUAGAAACCUGAAUCCAUGUAUUUCUGUCAGUAAAGUGUUGUCUUUGUCUCACUGGUGGAAAUCAAGUACAUGAAAGAUUUCCACACAGUAAACAUGAAAAAGCCUCUGAACUUUGCAGCGAGUGCUCUGAACAAAAAACGAAUAACUUAGGCGCGGAUUUGAAUAGAUUAGCUUGUAUCCUCUGUUCCGCCUUCCACGGUGUAACCAGAUUACCUCCUGCCCCCUGCCCCAUGAAAAAAAAGGGCUGGGAAAGGGAGGGGGUUCGUCUUCUCUGGUGGUGACAACCAACCGCUGUCCACCCCUCUGCAUCACAUUAUCGUGACAUUCCAGGAGCGUUUCAGGACUCCUUCUGAUUGUGUUCAGACUGAUUGACUGACUGACGAGAGGAGAUAGGACGAGCCUCUGGGAAUAACACUGUGAGCGUGCGAAUGGAUGUUAGUGAGUCCUCACAGGGCGCAGGGUUACGGCUUUGGUCUGAGGCUUUGUAAACCGGCAGACACAAAGAGGGGGGGGGGCAGGAUCCACAUCUGGUUAUUUGGAGAAACCCCCUCCUCUCCUCUCCCUCCUCUCCUCUCCCUCCUCCUCCCUGACUGCGUACACACAUCCACACCUCCACCUUGAACUGUCUCCUAAGUACGAUUAGAUGUUUGUCCAGUGUGAGUAAACACUAUGAUUAAAAUUUUAACCAUUUUGGAAAUAAAUAAGGAUUCCCUCACGAGAAUAGACGGAUUAAUGGCUCUGUGGUUUAUUUUUCUUCACCUUGUAGCUGUUUCUCAGCUGUCUAAUUAACCUGAUAUGUACAUACUGACAUGUUGCACACACAGACACACACACACACUCAGGGCUCUGUUUGUUUUGGUAUGAGACCGGUUGUGUUGUCAGGUUGUUUUCUAUGAUAAAGCAUGCAGAGAUGGUCCCCUGUGGCUCCAGUAACAUAUGCAAACCUCUCCCCAACGCUGCAACAUAUGCAAAACAGCACCACCCUGAGCUCCCACCACCCGUUACUCUGUAGAUCAGCUCCCCACCACCUCCAACACACAAGCCUGUUUGCCUCUCGGAUUGUGUUUGAUAACUGUGCCUAAGUGUGUGUGUGCGUGCGAAUGUGUGUGUGUGUGUGUGUGUGUGUGUGUGUGUGUGUGUGUGUGUGUGUGUGUGUGUGUGUGUGUGUGUGUGUGUGUGCGAAUGUGUGUGUUCCUUCCGAUUGUCGUCUUUUAACAGUCUGAGCUCCGUGUUGGCCAAAGGAUUAUCACAGCUUUGCCACCAGCAGCCAAGGCAAAGAGCAAAGAAGAGCACAGAGAGACACAGUGUGUGUGUGUGUGUGUGUGUGUGUGUGUGUGUGUGUGUGUGUGUGUGUGUGUGUGUGCUGGGACAACUGUGGGAAACACAGUGUGUUUGUGAGUUUUUGUGCGCGUAUGUGAGCAUGUGAUUCAAGCAUGAGAGGCCACGGAGGCUGGCUGUCUUCGUCCACCUAGCGAGGCCCUUAAAACCAUUUCAAACAACCUCCUCCACACAACAGCAUCAUCAUCAUCAUCAUCGUCAUCAUCAUCGUCAUCAUCGGUUGUCUUCCGGCAUCAGUCCUCUCGCCGGUUGGCAAAGUGUCUCUGAGCAGCUGGAGAAGCUCCAGGUCGUAUCAAUAAGUGGCGGGCCAAAUUGGGAUCCCUCUUGCAGUCUUAGCGCUAAAAAAGAGGAUUAGUUUAAACACACAAAAGUGUUUUUUUAAUGCAGUCAUGCCAUCACAUGAUCAAGAACAGGAAAGAUCUCUAAGAGUAAAAUGGAAACACGCCUGAUAUUCAAACCAAUAUGUACUUUCCAACAUGAGUAGUAAAAGUGAAAGCAGGUCAGACAGGGUUCAUGUGAUCUAAAGUGAAACGGGAAACAAUCAUAAGUGCUUUGGAUUCAGUUUCACAAUGAGAUUUUACUCCAUGACAGGACUGCUGGGAAUCACCUGAAAGCACAUCACAUCAACAAAGUACGCAGAUAAUUUGACUAUUAAUAACAUGCUUUCAAGAUCAAGAUCAAGAUCAAGAUUGCUUUAUUUGUCUUUUACUUUUCCAUCUGCAAGCAGUGUCAGAAAAAAAUAAACGAAAUUAUGUUUCUCCCAGUUUGAGACAGGAAUUCAUAAAAGAAUAAAACAAUAAAACAAACUGUGCAGAAAAACCUCAACUAUAUCUAAAACUGGAUAAUAAACCUAAAAUUAUUCAUUAAAAAAGUACCCCCAGUUCAUAUACUAAGGAGCUUUAUAUUUACAGUAAAAGUCCACAUUAAUAGACAUUUCUGUUCAUGUGCUGUUUAAGUCAUAUUGGCCAAUUUUUAGCUACAGUCUCUGUACAGGUGGUAUCUACAAAAUCACACAUGACGAAUUAAAUCCAGGGUUUUUUUUUUUAUUCCAGUUCAGUCACUGAAACUAAUUGUUGAUUGUGAUUAAUCAUAUUUUAAUCAUUUUAAAAUGUCAUUAUCUUGCAUAAUUAAAAUGAUUUUAAGCACAAACUAUCAAUGUUAGGCAGAUUUCUUGAUUCAGGAAUCAAAUAGUGCAAUAAAAUGUAAAAAAAAAACAUCUAAAAUAGGGCUGAGCGAUAAACCAAAAAUUUACCAAGACCGAAAUUUAUGACAAAAACCGACGUCAUUUUACCCAUACCUGUAAAUUCAGUGUAAAAAAUUAAUAAUUAAAAGUUGGUUUUGGAUGUGUGUAGGUAGGCUAUGGUCUCAUGUCCUUUUAAGACGUUGUCCUACGUCUACGUGACUCCACCCCUUCCAGUCCAUAAGGGCGGUUCAAAAGUUGUAGCGGCUGAAGCGGCAGCUGAGUUAGACGAAGUUAAUGUUAGAGGAGGUGAGCAGCUUGUGGAGUAGUUAUCGUCCAUUUACCGUUAUCGAGGUGAACUGCUCAAUAUAUCGUGAUAUUGAUUUGAGGCCAUAUCGCCCAGCCCUAAUCUAAAAUACAGUGAUUUUUAAGAAUAAUACCAACAGGUUGAGAAGUGCAAUAGUCCCAGGUUAAUGCGCCAGUAUUUGAAUUUUCCAGGACUUCCAUUUGGUCUGCUUACUCUGUUUCAUAAAAGUUCUGUAUGUGUGAAAUGCCACCCUGAGAAAAUCAGAUCUCUGUGACGCUUGAAUUCAGUGUCGGUGUUUUUCCUCGAUCAAAAACAAAGAUCUGAUGAAGUCACAAAUUGGUGUAUUUGAUUUGUGGGGCUUAUUUACUCCAUUCCUGAUCACAAUGUGUCACCUCAAACUAAUUUAAGUUUGUUUCUGAGCCAAUCCUGAAUGAAAGAUACCAAAGCAAAGCUACCUGAAAAACCUGCCUGUGUGUUUUAUUGACUUUAGUGCCCAGCUACACUCUCUAGGACUCCUCUCUAAACCCCUGAGAAAGAAAGAGAAAGACACCAAACUGAUAUGAUCCCUCAGGCCCUCACCCUGCUGGCAAUUUAGAUAACCCCUGAUAAGAGGUGCUGGGAGGAAACAGCGAGAGAAGGAGGGAGAGAGAGAGAGAGAGAGGGAUGAAGGUUCCUCCAGUUAAUUAAUAUUGUAUGAGGCCGACAACUCUUCACACAAACGCACGCAGACUCACUUACACACCAGGUCGUCAGACAACUAUCGCAGGUUGAUGAGAGAAUAAGAGGGGAUUUCAUUUCUUCUUCUUCUUCUUUUGUACGUGUGUGUGUGUGCUGGAUCAGAGUGUGAGGAGAUAACACAAACCCAAGGUCAGAGACAGAGGGAGACCUACAGCCAAUUUACAUGAACGAUGAAUGGGAUGAGGGGCUGGAAGGGUGGAGGUCUGGGGGGGGAGCUGAGUUAAGGGGGGACUGUGAUCUCCUUGGAGUGCAUGUGUGGGUGUGGGUGGGUGUGUGUGUGUGUGUGUGUGCAAGCUUGCAAGGGGUCUGUGAUCUCCUGGCCUUUGUGAUGGAGAUGGGCCCGGCCGGCCUGACCCGAUAAUGACGCGACGCUCUAAUAGCAUUCAUCCUUUCUGCUGCAAAACUACUCAAGCGGAAAAAAGAGAGAGAGGAAGAAGAGAGACAGAGAAAGUGCAGGGGAGGAGGGGGGCAAGUGUGAGGGGUGGAUGUAGGGAUGAAGGGGUGUGUGAGGGAAAGAGGGAGAAAGAGGGUGAGCAGGAGGAGGAGGAGGAGAGAAGGAGGUUAGCUAAGCUAUGUUUAAGAAAUGACGCGAGGCACAAACCAUUUGUAAUCUCUGAAUCAGGGGUGAGAGACAAAGGAGGGGGCACAUUUGAGAUAAAGGUGUGUGACGCUGUGUGUGUGUGUGUGUGAGUGUGUGUUUUAGAGAAUAGCAUUAGGUGGUGUGUUUGUGUGUGUGUGUAACAUUAGCAGUAAAUGCACUGUGCCUGUGUCUCCUCUCUCUCUUUAUCAGUGUAUAUUUGCUGUGCGCGCUGGAGCAUGGAAGCCUUUUAGAACACUGGCCCAUAGGGGACGGGACCCUGUGUCCAACACACACACACACACACACACACUGAGCAGUCACUUAUCAUACAGGGUCAUUACAGGCCUCUAACUAUAGCCUGGUAAUCAGUGGUUUAUAUCAGAACCCAUAUUCAGCGCACAAUCCAUGAUCAAUAGAGGUAGCAAAAGAGCGCAUGGGAAUGUUGGGAAUAGAAGAGAGAUAACUGGAGAUUAAUGGGACAUGAAACCUUUGCAUUUCUAUAGAGAAACUUUAUACAUUAACCUUUUGAAGCUUCAGUUUUCUGGUAACAACCUCCUCUGAUCUUCUCUGUGUCCGUAGACCAAACCAGGUGUUCCUGUUAAGCAACAUGGAGAGGACCAGGGCAAAAAUCCAGCCUACUGCUAUAACUGCUCCAGGAAAGGACACUUUGGAUAUGUGAGUUUCUCUCUCUCUCUGUGUCAAGUUUUCAUUUUACAACCAUGUUAUUUAUGUGCUCACCUCCAUGUAUUUAGAGAGGACAAACCAAACGCUAGCUCCAGAGGAACGUUUCCCUGUUUCUCACAGGUUUUUGCAACUAUUUUGGAAGGAGAGGCUGACAGAAACCACUAUGUCCCCAUCGCCAAAUAUCUAAUAAAUUACACACACUCUCUCUUAAAGGGAUAUUCCAGCAUAAAAUUUAGUUAGGGUCAAACACACCUGAACACAGAGUUAGACACCCCGUCGAGAAAUGAAUGUUGCAGACCGCUUGCUUCUCUAGUUAAAACAGUUUUAGUAACGAUCACAAGAUUGCAAUACACAGCGGUCUCAAGAGUCAUGCACUCUACCAAAACACCACUCUAUAGCCACAAAUAAUGCUCAGAACAGCACCUAACUUCAUCAACAGGACAUAUAGGGUCACAGUCACAGCACUAGACACCAAACAUCUUUUUAUCUUUGCCUGAUUUCUUUAGCAAAGAGACUAAACACAACUCACCUACUCUCUUCCAGCAGCCGCUUGUUUGCACAGAGACCUCGGGCCAGUCAAAACUGACUGCAGCGGGGUGACGCAGCUCAAGGAAGAACAUUUAUGAUCAUGACAUUAUUUGUGUCUAUAGAGUGGCGUUUUGGUUGAGGUUUGUUUAUGGCUCCUCAGACCGCUGUGUAUUUCUAUCCUGCGGUCGUUAUUAAAGUUGGUAUAACUAGAGAAGAAAGCGGUCAGAAACAUUCAUGUCUUGACGGGGUGUCUAACUCAGUGUUAUGUUGUGUUUGACCCUAAAUUAAUUUUAUGCCAGAAUAUCCCUUUAAUUACAGUGCAGCUCAUCAUUUGUCUUACAGGGAUUUGCUUGAGCAGCCGUACUGUAAGCUGUAACACAUUUUCUGUUUUCCUCAGGCGUGUACUCGACAGAGGAUGUUCAACGGGACGUAUCCCAGCACCCCGUUCAUCAACCACUACGACACCACAGAGGACAUUAAUCGCCGACAGCACAGGAUCAAAAUGAAGAUAAAAGGUAGAGAUCAGACAGGCAUUAACGGCAACUCAAAUAAAUGAUUUUUACAUUUGUCACCUCUCUAUUAACUGAAGCCUUCAAGGGAUAAUCAAACCAAGGUGUCUGUCAACCAUAAGACGGUAACCAGAUCCUUUUAUGGAGCAGGGUUUUUGUUAUUUAUUACACAUCAUGACUCCGUGUCAAAGAUUAGAUUUUCAGAGAGUAGUUUCAUUUGAACCACUCUCUUAAAAUCGAAUCUCGGUCCUUAUCAUUUCAGGCUACAUUUGAAAGUAAUAGAAGUCUUUGUGUUUGUGUUUUCCACAGAACUGAAGCAAAAUGGCCUCCUCCCUCUAAGUAUUGAGACCCCUCUUACUCCAGGACCCCCAAAGAAGAAACAGAAACUGAGCCAUCAUAAAAACGACCACAAGUCUUAUCAUACACCUCACCAAAGCAACAGCAACCACAAACCAAGUAAUAGUCACUUCUAUUUUGAUGACAACCUUGACUGUCGGGCAACGGUAGUCAAAGCAAAGAAGUACCGCUUCAAACAACAGGAAAGCACCAGUAAUGUCAAACCAUGGAAGCCCAAAAGACCUGUGCCCACCUCAAGGGACCCACCACCCAAACUGAUCCUGGAUGAAGCAGUUGACUUCCCAAGAGGCGGAGGCACGGAAAAGCCCGUACAGAUGAAGAAGAGGGGGAAAAGAGUGAAAAAAAGCAAGCAGGUUCCCUCAGGGCCACCAGGGGGACAUGGACACAGCAGAGUUCAUCACCUGUUUGGGACUGAAAGAGGAGAGAUGCAGGGUUCGAGACAAGAGAAAGGAGAUAAGAAGAAGAGGAGGAGGAGAAAUCGAGGAAAGGGGGACAAUACCAAAAAUACACAGAUGUACCCGACAGAUGAGAACUUGUUUAUCAUCAAACAGAGAAGGAAAAGGAGCAGAUAACAUUUUGUGUGAAGUCAGGGGCUGACAGGACCUUUAUUUUCAUGACCUACAGUCUGUGUUCAGGACCUUACAGACAAGUCCGACGUCUUCUAGACUCAGGUUUUACUGAAAAAUAGUAAAAUUGCCAAUGCUGCGUUAGAGGUUUAGGAGUUUUCUUUUUUCAAUUGACAGUUUAAUGUGUCACAGUCAGAAAAGCUCUGGUGCCAACACUAAAAUUGAUCUGUUUCAGUCUCAAAUCUCUUUUUAAUGAAAGUUAUUGUCAGUACGCAGUUUAUAAGAGACCACAAAUCCAAAAGCUCUGCUUGUAUAUUCCAAACUUUGACAAAUCAAAAAGUCACCUUGUGGCUAAUAAUGAAACAGAGGCUUACCUUAAAGACAGUUCAUCAUUCAUCAUGAUUAUAUGGUCAAAUAAUUUAUCAAUACUGCUCUGUGACUUGAUCACUUAACCUGCAGAUCUGACAGUAUUAAUAACUAUCCAUCAACAAUAUUCUAAUGGAAUAUGUCUUUGCAAUGUUAGGAUGAAAACAAAGUCAAAGAAAGUCCAAAUUACACCAGUUUCUUUUUUUUUCAUAAUUACCAAAUCCCUGGGAAAAUUGCAGUUUUAAUCCGACCAGUAGGUUCUGUCAACCAGGAGGAGAAAACAGCAACAACAGAGUUUUACUUCUAACCUGAACUGAUUCCACCAAAUGUUGGCAACUUCAAAUUGUUAUAAAAUAGUGUGUGUAUCUAUUAAAAUGGUCUAAUAAAGAUAAUUUAGCCCCAGUC